AUGUCGUGGAAGAGGAAUUACUUCGCUUCGGGUGGCGGAGCGGCAGGCGGGGUGCAGGGGCUGGUGACCCCGAGAACCAUGACCUCCAUCGCACCCAGCAAAGGCCUGAGCAACGAGCCGGGACAGAACAGCUGCUUCCUCAACAGCGCUCUGCAGGUCAGUCGGAUAAACACACAUGCACAAGCACACACAUGUACAUAAAGACACACGUAUUCAAGGUAGUCAGAAGAUGUUUAGGGAGAAACAUUUCAUAAAAGAAAGCUUUCAGGACCAUGUUUUGGUUGUAUCUACAGGCCAAGUCAAUCAGCUGACCUCUAACAUCCUGAAUUUAGUGUAACUUAAAGAAUAAGAGUGAAACAUCCACUAAAAAUGUCAAACCUGUAGUGUUUGGAGCUGCUUUAGUUUGUUUGCUUAAGACCGGUCCUUAGCUAUAAAGAAGUGCAAGUGUCUGCAGAGCUGGACCUGCAGAGUAACACAGGUGUCUGACGGAGUCUCCAACAGUCACUGAAAUAUUGAAUAAGAUGACUUUAUUUGAAUUUUAUAGCACUAUAACUCGUCCAAGUACCUUAUCUAUCUCUAACCGGGAAAAAUGUGGCAGAAAAAGGAGGACAGAACUACACUGAUGACCCACCGAGGGUAUGAGCACUUUUAUAUUAAAGCUGAAAAUGCAUUUUUAAUCCUGUAGUCGUUUUAUGGUGAUGUCGUGACGGCAAUGAAGUUUUCUAUGGAGAACCUUUAAUGACAGCAGGGCUGCCACUAGUGAUUAUUUUUGGUGACACUCAAUCUGCAGAUUUUUUUCACCCAAAAAAUGAUCCAUGAUUCAUUUUAUCUGUAAAAUAAAACUAUUUCCUCAAAGGCUAAAGUGAAAUUUCUCCUUUUAUUGAAGCAGUAGUUGAAGAUGAUUACUUUCACAUGUAAAGAAUAAUAAAUAACUGUAAAUUAGUUAUUAUCCAUGAUACUAAAUCUGAAUAAAUCAAAUUAUUAUUAAAAAAAAAAAGCGUCAGCUUUCUGACGAGGAGUAGGGCCUGUGUCCACCGCCUUCUUAAUGCGAGAGCUCUGCUAACCAGCCCUUACUGCCCACAAACCUGCAGGUUUGCUUUGAAGAUGCUGAGUGGCAAAAGCACAGGACUAAUUUAUUUUUGUAAAGAAAGGAUGAUGGACACAGGCCCUAAACAUUCUGUACAUGCAUUAAUGGACACCAGCCCUCAACAUAUAGUACGGGCAUUAAUGGACACUAGCCCUGAAUAUACUAGACCUGCAUCAGUGGACACUGGCCCUAAACAUACUGUACCAUGAUUAAUGGACACUAGCCCUAGACAUCCUAUAGAUGCAUUUAUGGACACCAGUCCUUAUCAUACUGUACGUGCACUAAAGGACACUAGCCCUAAACAUACAGUACAUGCAUUAAUGGACACCAGCCCUUAACAUAGUGUAAAUUAACAGAAAGCCAGUAACUGAGCAGCAAUGUAAAUCCAUAAAUUGAAGUUAUACAGUGUUGUUUUAUACAAUGAAAGUUUGAGGUUUUGAGUUUUUGGUUUCAUCACCUGCAAAAAUAUUUAGUAAUUAUUUGUUUGUGGGGUUUUGAAUCUUUUAAUAGCUGCAUCUCUGAAUGACGGUGUCUCUUUUGAUUUUCUUUUGCCUUUUUUUGUCCACUGCUUUCCUACAACAUAUUUUUCUGUAUUAUUGGAUAGUGUUAAUCGGUAUAUUUUCAUGACAUGCACAAAGUGCAUAAUGCUAACACACACACACACACAUCAGCUACUACACACACACCCACAGUUCACAUGCCCCUCCACCCUCACUGCAGUAAAUUGAUAUUUAAGCACGACAGGGAUGAGAUUAGGGCCAUAUUAAUGGGUGUUUGCGUGUUUCGGUGGUGUUUGGCAGAGCUGCCAGUCUGGCUUCAUCGUGGACAUCCAGUCAGUGUGUGUGUGAGUAUGUGAGUGUGCGUGUGUGUGUGUGAAGAGAUGCUGCUCACACUGCGCUGCUGCUGCUACUGCUGCUGCUGCAUCUCCUCUCUCUCUUUACACACACAUACACACACACACUCCUCUCAAGACUUCCAGCUGGCACAAACACACCCUCUGCGCACACACACACACACACAAAUUCCUCUCCACUACUGGAGAGAGAGAGAGAGAGCGAGGGAGAGAGAGUGGGGAGAGGGGAGGCAAGAGAGAGAGAGAAAGAGAGAGAGAGUUGGAGUAAGCUGAAGAGGGAGAGGGGUGAUGAAGCAGAAGCUUAGGGAGAGCUGAGGCGAGCGGAGGGAUAGAUGAGAGGAAGAAAAGUUUCUGAAGGAGGAGAAGAGAAGAAAGAGGGAUGAGGAGUAUACAGUAUGAGAAAACUGAGGAGAAGACUACAGGGGAUACUUCUACUGGGAGGAAGAGUGGAAUUAAAGACUCAAAUAAGGUAGGGGCUUAAAGAAACGAAGGAGUGCUUGUGAUGAGAUGAGAGGAAGAGAGAGGAUGAAAAGACAAAGUGAAGGACAUAAAGUUUAUUUUAGAAAUGAAGAAAAUGUCUCAACAAAGGCGAGCAUAGAGGGGGAGAAAUGGGCCACUUCAAGGACACACACACACAUGUGGGCACACACACGGAUGACAGAGAGGAUGCCUUAUCGGACAUGUAAGGACGAGGGACAGAUUUAGGGCUGUUUGCACAUGUAUUUAUGUUCUAGCUGUAUGAUUUUGUCUCUUUAAAUCAGUAAAGAGGUUUUUCUCGUAGCUGGUUUGAAGUCAAGUAUGAGGGGUCAAAGUUCAAGUUGUGAUAAACUUAGCUUUGUUAGCAGCGUGGUUGCAAAUGUUGUCUCUAGCGUUGUGAUGUUCCCUCUGCUGCCCUGUCUGGGAUCUGCUAGUACACCUGACACUGCACUGACUCUGCAUCAUUAUUUACUACCUCUUGAAAAAACUGCUUGCUUCCUUAUUCCCUAAAGAGUAACAGUAACUUAUAUAAUGGCUGACACUUGUUUUAAAGGUUAAAACUGUUCAGAGUUUUCUGGAAAAAUACACUAGAGCAGUGUUCAUUAUUACUACACCAGUAUGCUAUGUCAGGCUAGCUAGCAGAAUCGGUGUCAGGAAUGAGAAACAGCAUCAGAACAUCCUUGAUUCUCCUGAAAAUGUGUGAUUUAUUAUUUAUACUUUUUUCCAAUUUGUGUAUUCAGUGUAUAUCUGUGUCAAUCGAUAAUUUUAAAGCUAUAGUGGGAAGCAAAAUGAGAGAUUUUAAGCAUCUGCUGUUGGCUGUCCAGACUCUACUGCUCACUCUUCCAGUUGAUGAAGCUUCAUGGUGUCAAUGCACAGCAACCACUCUUCUUCUUCUUCUUCUUCUUCUUCUUCUUCUUCUCAUAUGUCCCUCUCUUAUGUAGACCUGAAACAAUCCAAUCCCAUCUGCCUUUAUUUAAAUAGCACAUUUUAAAAAACAUUCAAGUUUACCAAAGUGCUGCACAGUAAAAUUAAAAGAAACACUGCAGAAAACACUCAUUCUCAGUCCACAAAAACAAAAAUAUGUGAUUCUUCACCAACUUAAAUAUAAUGACAUAUACUUUAUAUUCAUUUUCUACCAAGUCUGUUCUGCUACACAUCCCUGAAUACUACAUACUGCACCUUUAAAAAGUGAAGAGUGUCAGUCAGAGUUUCUCUGCAGUGAUGUUUUGAUUGUCUUUCUCUUUUUUACUUGUCAGAUUUAGAUAAUCUAAGGUUAGGUUAUCUACAAUAACCAACCGACAAAAAGACAUUUUCUCCUCUUUCGUGACAGAUAUGAAAAACUCUCUGCUUCUCUUAGGCCCCUGGGGGCCCCUUGGGCAGGGUAAUUAACCCCCCUCUGCUGCAGUGGAGCUGCAGGGUGGCAGCAGCAGCAGCAGCAGCAGCAGCAGAAACAAUAGACUUUCUGUUUGGAUGUGUUAAAUUUAAUGAGAUUCAAAGUGUGUGUACAGGCUCAGCAACUUUUCACUGUGUACGAGUAAAACAGCUUAAGGAGUUCUAGACUGCAUUGGCUCUGACACACAGAUGCACUCAUCUGUGUCUGUAUGCAUGUAUGAGUGUAAACCUUUUCAGAUUUUUCUCCAGUGUGCUGCACAAAGCCAAAGUGCAUCAACUGCAUAAUGUUAACAUUGCAAAAUACCAUGUGUAUGUUACAACAGGGAAAAGAAGACAUAACACAAGGUUAAAAGGCCUGUAAACGUCGUGAUAAAGUGAAAGAGACCCAAAGAUGCAUCUAGUCAGAAACCUGCAGCUCUGCGUUAGCUACAAAUGACACAGAAAACACUGAUAAGGUGGUAAUUUGGUUCCUAGACAUUUCAAGCUGUAUUGCUCAUACAGACAUUUAUGUAUUACUCACACAUCUGCUAAAAUAUAUGUGAUUUAAAGGAUUAAAAUUGCCAAACACUCUUAAUGAACAUAGACUGAUAAUACAACUUAAAGCUCCUGUAAGGAACUUUCAGUUUGUGUCAGUUUUGGUGCCCCCGGUGGACACAGCGGUUGUUUAAGGAGACUAUUUUGUAGGGCUGGGAGAUAAACUGAAAAAUUUACAGAUACCAAAAUUUACGACAAUAACCAACGUCAUUUUGGCCAUGUCAAUAUAUUUGGUGUGAAAACAAUAAAUUGAUAAAUCAAAGUUGGUUUUUGAUGUGUGUAGGUAGGCUAUGGUCUCAUGUCCCUUUAAGACGCUGUCCUACAUCAGAGAUGUGACUGCACCCCAUCCAGUCUGUAACAAAGAGGGAAAGACAGGUGAGGAGAUGGAGGGCGGUUCAAAAGUUGUAGCGGCUGAAGUAGAUGUAAUGUGGGAGGGGGUGAGCAGCUUGUGGGGUAGUUAUCAUUCAUUUAUCGUUAUUGAGGUGAACUGCUCAAUAUAUUAUGAUAUUGAUUUUAGGCCAUAUUGCCCAGACCUACCACUCUGUGUUAAAAAAGUAAAAUCAGAUCUGUUUCUUCAGCUGCUGGGCUGACACCUACCCCCUCACACUCGUUUCAGACAUUGAAAAAUACGGUAUAAAAAUCCACAAUCCUGCCACUUAUUGGCUUGUUUACUUUUGGAUUGAUAAAACAGCAUUAAUAUGAAUUUCAGCCUUGUCACAAUUAUGUCUUUGUGUUUGGGGGAGUUCGCCCGAGUUGGUAAAAUAUUGUGGUUUUGGUUUCAAACAGACAAAUCUGCAGGUCUUAGUUAAAAAUAAAGCGUCUCUCCAUAUUUAACUGAAAACCCAUCUUUGCUAAAGUCUAAGUGCUUUUGAUGCCUCACCUCACGCAGGACUCAGGAUGCUUCGCUCGGUCUCUGGUGUGAAAGUCCUGCAUCCCUCCAGCCCUCCUCAUGACUUGAGUGGCUCCUAAAUGAGGCGCUUCGUAAAUAAAAGAUAAAAUAACGUUGCUCCUGAACAUUAUCCGGGCCUGGAUUACAUUUUCCAUCACAAUGUAAUUUGGAAAACAGUUCAGUUGUAUUGAAAUAUAAUUUUUAGGAGACAGGGUCGCAGUGCAGCUGAUGAAAACACUAAUUGACAUUUUUUUCCUCCAGAUUGUGUAGUCGCUUUCGCUGAUGGUCUGCAUUAAUGUCUCUGUAAAAAAAACACUUUCAGGAGAGGGUACGGGGACACAUACUGCAUGGGCUGUUUUUGCAUUUUUAUGAGGCAUAAUGAGGUGUGAGUUCUAAUAAAUCGGAGCAGCAGUGCAGGAUUCAGCAAGACACUGAGAAACCAAUCAUUUUUAACACUGUAGAGGGGUUUUCUGGGCACUGGAGCGAGACGCAUCCACAGAGCAGAGAGUAUUCCUGGUACAGGGGUUUGUAUGUGCACUCAGCUGUUAUAGUGUUUGGAAAGGUCGGUGUGGAGGUCAGGCAAUGAUGAAAGGCAAAAAAAGGGGAAAUCGCAGGGCAGGGGUGAAAUAACAGAAAAAUUCUGCAAAUUACCAGGCGCUAGGACAUUCUGUCAUUGCUCAGCAAGAAAAGUGCGUGUGCAGGUGUGAAUAAUAAAUCCACUGACGUCUGAAUUCAUUCCGGGUGUCAGGGUCCUCGCUGUGUCGCUCUCCUGCGGCUCAUUUGCGACACUUACGAAGAGCCAUUCUUAACUUGUAUGUGAUUUUGAAGUCAUAAUAUCUGCUGUGAAAACCUAUUAGCCGGCAGACGGCUGACCCGGGUCACAAGUGCAGGAAAAAUUAAAAUCGCACUGUUGCUAUGCCAACAGCAGUAUCAUGUGAUACACAAAAUUCUCAGGAGAAGAAAUGCCGUGAGAGGCACCGGUCAUGGAGGGCAGAAAUCGGCCCGGCACAGACGGUUCCAGAAGAUUAUGAGUGUGUUUACAGGACUGUGUCAAAAUGACCGCGUUAGUGAAUACAGUGAUUGGCUUGUUUUAAAUGUGAUAUCUGAAUAAGGUUAAAAGGUUAAUGAUCAGCUGAUGUGCACAGCUUCUGUUGGAGUGAGCAACAAGUGUCUCUGAAUUUUUAAAAAUCUUGUCAUAGUAGCCAAACCUUAAGAAAACUGUCUUCAAAGAGGAUUUAAGCCAAUCUGAUGUUAUGGGCAAAUUAAAAUCCAAAUGUUUUCGGGGUCUGCGUGAUUCAGUGACACUAGUAUUUACAAAGGUUUCAGGUAUAGAAGUGCAUUAACUCAGCAUCACUGUGAUUGAAGCGACAGUGGUUAUGGUGUUCACAAACAGUAAAAGCCAUUGUCCACGUAGAUUCUCAUUCAUCCAGGUCAUGGUUUUUCUUGAAAUCUCCAAAACCCGGCAACUGGACUGUGUAGAGUUGAGAAGACGUUUUGCUGAGCUCCCACAAAGAGCUAGUGGGUGGAGCUGGUAUUUUAUCUUACUGGAGGAGGGGAAAACAACGACUGGGAGGAGUUGGAAUGAAUGGGUCGUAGAAACCCAUCACCGGGUGAAUAUCCUGAUUAUCCCCACUUGCUCUUUUAGAAUCAAAGAAGCUUCUUGGAUAAGUGUUGAAACGUCUUCUUAACUCUAAACAGUCCAGCUGCUGGAUUUUGGAGAUUUCAAGAAAAGUAAAAGCCAUUGUUUUACCACUGGAGCACUUUUCAUUUAAAGUAAAAGGAAUUUUAGUUUGCAUUGGGAACCUAAAAAACAGUCUAAACAAAAAAUGAAUAAACAAAUUGUUGCUCUGCUGCCAUUGCCUGGACUGCAGGACAGGAUCCUCUAUCAAAAUGCUGUCCACAGAUUUAUCUAAACAAAGAUAACUCAUUUUUUGAUGCUAAUGGAGACUCAAAUUUUGACAGAGGUGAAAUAAGUCAGACUUCUUUCCACAGUUUGGUAUGAUGGAGUAAUUUCUCGUCUAUUCAGAUACUUACUGUUGCUAUAGGGGUUGUUGACCCAUCAGAGUUAAGAUUUAAAACAGCCUGGUGAUCAGUGAGAAAGCCGGGGAAUAAACAGAGGUUACAACUGAGAAAUACAGUUAACUGUCAUGACCAAAAGUGCAGAAUUAGGACCAUAGAGCCAAAAGGGUCAAGAUUAAACUACAGCUUUAAAAACCUUUGUGAAUAUAAAUCAAUAGUAAAGAAUUAUUCAGGGAUGUUAGGACAUUUUAUGCAGAUAGUGUCAGUUAUGGGAUAAAUAGCAGCAGGGCCAUAUAAACUGUGAUAUAAUAAUUAAAAAUGUUGAUAAAUUGAGUUAAAUUCAAGGGUUUGUUUCCAACAUAUGGCCUUUUGCUGUCAUUCCCACUCUCUCUCCCUGCUAAACUAUUCUCUCCUUGCAUCUGAGUCACACUGCUACAGAAAAUAAAGUAAUAGUAAAGUCAUAAUAUCAUGAGAGUAAAGUCAGGGAAGAAGAAUAAAGAGGUGAUAAAGUCGUAGUUCUGGUUUACAGCCAGCUGCCUGUGUCAAAAUGAGGAAUAUUGAGCGUCUGGUUAAAUCGUCUCUGAUGUUUUUGCUCCUCAGCACCACAUCUGUGAAGUAUCAGGACUCUGAAAAGACUGAGUGAAAACCUGAGACUGUUGGCAUCCUUCUUCAAAACACGUUUACUUUAUCGUACUUUUCGUUGUUGGGACUAAAACUCAGAUUCACAGUGAUGCUUUAUAAGUAAGAUCCUCCAUUUUUGAAGUUUUUACGAUCAAAAACUGAUCUCACUCUGUCUCACCAGCCACUCAGUCACUCAGUUUGUCUCUUCUGAGCUUUAUGAUGUGAAAUGACUUCCUCUAAGUCAUCAGAAAUGAACGAUUACUAUAUUCCAUCAUGUAUCUCGGCAUAACACAUUCAUUUAUUUGGAAAAAUGCGGCUAAAUUCAACAUAACGUACCUUUAACUCUGUUUCCAUUCCUGCCGAUAGAAUCGAUCUUGCAUGUUUUUGAUAACAAGGCACAAAAGGAGAUGAAAUGACAGAUUUGCAUGAAUUCAAACAGCAAUAUGAAUACUGAGAGCAGUGUCCUCCCCCUGGUGGUUAACAGUGAAGAAGCUUCUGCAACUAAAUAGCAGUGUGAUAAAGCCCUGCUGUCACUAAACCUGUGUGCUUUUGGAUUUGACAUUGCAUUACAGCAUCGAGGAGCAUUAACUUGUUGUGUUUUUGUCACACUCCAACAAAUGAGCUCCUCUUGAUCCCUAUUAGUAUGCACCUCCUUGUACUUCCCAUUAAAGAGCAGGUGUAACAUAACAGAGGCCUACCUGUCCUGCCUUAAACAUGCAUUUCAAAAAAGAGACCAAGCUAGACAGCACACAGUAAAGCGAUGGUAUUCCUGCAUUCAGCAGUGUUGUCCAGCUUUAUGUGUUUCUCAAAUUACGAUGACAAUCUGAUGGAAACUGAUGACUUCAAUGAAAACACAACAAAGCCUGUUUCUGCUCUUUAUACGUUCUCAUCACUUUUUAUGCCGGCCUGUAAACGUUACUGGAGUUUUCUUUGUUUGAGAUACAGAUGAAAUGAGAGAAGAGAGAGAGAGAAAGAGAUGAAAGUGAUACAAGGAGACAGAGCAGAGAGGGCUGUCCUGAGAGGAGGAAGAGAAACACUGAUGGAUGGAUAGAUAGAUAGAUAAGAAGAUCCGGGCAUGGAAAGAGUGCUCCCUCCUUGUGGCUGCUGCAGUGCUGUGCAGGGAGCCGAUUCAUCACGACCAAAAAACAGAGAGAGAGAGAGAGAGAGAGAGGAAGGGAAACAGAGAGGGAGAAAGGUAGAACGCAUACACCAGCGUCAGCAUGCAGUCCGUCAUCCUCCGCCCCCUCUUUCCUCGACCUAUCACUCUCUACUUAACACACACACUCUCUCAAACACACACUCAUACAGUGGAGAAAUGUGUAGCUAAGGUUGCUGUACAUAUUGGUUUUGUGUGUGUAUUUUGUACUGUAUGUGUCGAUGCGAGUGUGUGUCUGCAUGUGUGGUCCUGUGCUUCAGAUCUGAGUGGAAGCCUCAGGGACCGUGUUGUGUCAAUAUUAUCUUUCGGCAUGCUGGAUGGAUGUACUAAAGGCUCUUUCCUCUAAUUAUGCACCAGAGAGAGAAAGGACAGUAAGAGGUCUACCUCCACACAGCACUUCUCCACUACUUUUCAGGACUUUCUCCUCCUUUUCUUUGGGCUCUGUGCCGGAUGCUUUUUUCUGUCCCGCUGAAUCUCUCUGCCUUUUCUCUCGUUUGUAGCUGAAAAUAUACAAAGUGGAAAACACACUCAGCAGGAGCUGCUGGGAAAAAACAAUUAGCUCCAAAUGGCUGGAAAGCACACAAAGCUGUGGAAAGCUGAUUCUCUGCAACCUUCUGACAACGGAGGAAGUCUUCAGAUCCAAAUUUAGGGAAACAAAUAUAUCCUGCACUUAUUGGCACUAUGGGAAAAUCUAUGCAUUUGCAGAUUUUGAAACAGGAGUUACUUUUACAAGUGUUUUAUCAAACCCAAUACAUCACAUAUGUUUGCUUAAGUGUCUAGCCCAAAGAAACUUCAGCCUGUGGACACCCCUGGGAUCAAACCCCUGACACCAGCCGUGUUUACAUGUACAAAAUUUCUUGAUUCGACCAAAAAUUUGAGGGAUCGGAUAAUCUGAAUCCAUUGUUUAUAUGGGUGCAAAGUCAAGUAAUCCGAUCAUGACAUGCGUAUAUGCACCAAGCUUUAUUCAGACAUGCACAGAGUUGUCUAAUUUCGCUAAAACAAUUGCAGAAGAAGAGUUGUAUUUACGCCUGUGCUGUCAACUAACGUGUCAGUGGCUCACUCCAUCCAAUCCUAGAGUUUUCCCCUGUUAAAUGUUGUAACUAGAUGGUGCCCUUGCGUACUUAUUCUACUGUUCUGGCAAAAGUUGCACCGUGUGUGCAGAUGUGACAUCAUUACGUUGUAUGUACGCCUUGUUAUGUUAUCGGAGGCGAUAUUUUUUUUUGUAGGUUGGUAGGGGAAUGUCCCGCCUCCUUCGCCCCUGAUUGGCUGUGAAACGUCAUCACACGCUCAAGCCGAGCGCGGGCUGUCGGCUCUGUACAUCGAACAGAUAAUUACAGAACAUUAUCGCAAUUCUGAAUCCCCUAACCCCAACCUGACAGAGGAUGACGUUUCACAGCCAAAAGGAAUAACAGAUCGGAACUCAGCACUUAUAACCAAUCAGAGGCGAAGGAGGCGGAACCUUCACCCACCAUCCUACGAAAAAACAAUAUUGCUUGCUGGAGGAGCAGACACGGCACCUGCAGAGUGUUAAUAAUGAAACCACCUGUACAGGCCUUAAUAAAUAAACUAGAGCUAAAGAGUGGAGAUCGAGUCAGGUAAGAGAGUCACGAUCGGAAUAAGUGUUUACAUGGACGCGUUUCAGAAUUACAAUCGGUAUAAACCACCCCUCUUGAUCAGACUACAAUUUCUCUCCGAUUGAGCCAAAUCGGAUCAGAAUUUGCCGAUUGACAUAUUUUACAUGACGCAUUUUUAUUCCGAUCAAAACUCUACCACUGAGCCACAGCCGCCCCUAGAAAGUAAUAAACCAGAAGUUACUGUGUUUAUUUUGCUGACGUAUCUCGAGGGCUGAAUGUUGUUUUACUUUUAUUUUUUUUAAGUUUACUGUUGAGCUUUUACACCAUCAUUAAGAGGGUGAGACACAAGACAGAGUAAAAAAAAAACAGUGUGGAACGACAUGCAGCAAAGUUCUGCAGGCUAGAAUCCAACCCAACAACUCCAGCCCCUGCACAUCCAUCCUGUUAAAUGUUUGAUCUGGACACAUGUUCACAUCUCGAGUUGCACUGAGAGAAGACUUGGCCGAAGGUUGUGUUCAGCUAACUUGAACCAGAAUGCUUGAAAAGCUCUCUGUCCGUCCCAGAACAGGAACAGCGUAUCCUCAUUAGAUAAUAGCUGGUCGAGUACGAGAUUGGUGAAAAUAAAAAGAUCAAUAAAGACAGAUCUCUACCCGUUCAGACACAAAGUAACAUGGAUGAGGUUUCCAUGGCAAUACCUGUGGGGUGAUGCGAAGUGAAGAGGUAGCAGAGGGGUCUCUACCUGCUGCAGUCUGAGUGUUUUACCCUUUGAAAUGAAAAUAUCACUGAGCAACUUUGAUUUAUUUUUCAGCCCAGCAUGUUUCUGAAGGAAAGCAGCAGUUUGGCCGUGGUUUCACCUACAUGCUCUCCUGUGUAGAUGUGAUUUAUUGUGAUUAUUUGGUAAUGUGGAGAUCUGUGAAAACCCGAAUCACUGUAAUAUUUUGUUACCCUCCUUGUUUCCACCCUCCCAACCAUGAAACAUCAUCUUAAUAACGUGCCCUUCUGAAUCUUUCCACCAUUUUCUCCGUCAGUCACUGUUUCUGAUUGCUGUACCAGAAAGCAUGAUGUGUUACUAUGGCAACAGUCCAUAAAAACAAAAAAAACUUAGCACAGCUGCACAGUUAGUAAAACCUGUAUUAAAAGCUCCCAUGAGGAGUUUUUUGGUGUUUAUUAAAUGGACUGAAAGUCACAGUGAGUCCUUUUUAUGACAAGUCCAUUAGCACACAACUAAAGCUUCAUCUUCUUCGUAUUUGAGACUCAAACUCUUUCCGUCAACAACCUUUUUUUUUUUUCACGUUCAACCUGCAGUUACCCGUGAAAUUAUUUAACAUUACGUAACGCUAAAACUUUUUGUGCCUAUCAUUCAUUUGGACCCAAAACAAAUCAAAACCGGUCCCAGGUUUAAAAAUACCGGAAAUUCCUCUUUAAAGUAGGUCCUGGAAAUGUCCCUGUUCUCUGCCAGACACAGCAGAUGACAGCUCAAACACGGAGCUGAAACCCAUUUAAAAACAACCUGCUCAGCGAGGGAUGAGAAGAAGAAUGGGCAAAUGAAGAAAGGAACAAAUCAAGUAAAAAAGACGGGAAAACAGGCCUGAGGUCUGCCGGGACCGGAGGGAAAAAAUAUUUAUACGGAUAAAUAAAAAACACAGUAUAUCCCCUUUAAAUCUCAGAAGUUGAUCCAGUUGCUUGAGCUAUUUUUGUGUGUUUGUGUUUUGUCUCUCAGGUACUGUGGCAUCUCGACAUCUUCCGCAGAAGCUUCCGGCAGCUCACCACACACAAGUGUAUGGAAGACUCGUGUAUCUUCUGCGCUCUGAAGGUAAACAUAAAACCUCGCCUCUGUCCUUUAAUGACUCGCACAUUUCUUGACAGCGCCGUGACGCCGUUUUUUUCACCAAGUUUUACUGAAGGAGGAACUGUUUUCUGUUUCACUGCUUUUCUCUGCGGACAUGGUGCUUAACUUUCUGACCACCAAUCCAUCCUUUAGUUUUUCCCAUUUGUUCCCUUUCUUUCUCCCCUUCAAGACAGAAACCAGCCCCAGUAUUUCUCCUCUUGCUUUAUUUCCUCACUGCUGCAACAGCUUUGACCCUUCAAGUUUUUCAAACUCAAAUCUUUCCUGACUUUUCUGUGUGGUGAGCAAAAGUAGCAAAAUCACAAUCACUUGAAAGACUCUUAGAAAUUUAUUUUUCUCUUUCUUCCUCCCUCUAUGAUUCUUAAAAAAAUCAUUUUCCCUUUCAUACCCUCACUAAUUGCCUCUACUUUCCCUCCUAGCUGAGUAAGAGAAUGAAUAAAACCCAUAAUGUGAUCCUGAUUGCUCUGUACUCCAUGGCAACAGUCAUUUAUUUCUUGACAGCACACUGUUGCUAUGGCUACAGCUCUAAUCACAGCCUCUAGCCGCCUAACUACUCAUUUUAAUUCACGGAAAGACGUCUGCUUAGUUAGGUUACAGUGGGAGUAACAAAGACACAAAAUCAGUAAAGAAAAGAUGAAGAGUUUAAAGACACAAAAACUUUGACGGAGAAAUCUACAAAAAAAUGAAAGAAGUUUGAAGAUUUGGAGAUGUUUGAUGGCUGAUAAAACGGAAAAGAAAAUGUCACAGACUCUGAAAAGACAGGAAAGGGGAUGGCCCACUGCAAAGGAUCAUGGGUGGGAUUGGGAUCCUGGCUGUCUAUUUCAACAACUUUAGACGAAUCCGUUUUUAGCCGCCUUAUGAUGCAGUCUUUACUGCCAUGGCAACUUGGUGUCUCAGAUGUACCUGAAACUUCACAAGUUGUAUUUAUCAACCGAUCAAUGAGUCAAGGAAUUAAUCAGAUCAUUAGCUGUGAUAGCAUUAGCUUUGAAAUAGUGAUGAUAAUGGAGCGACUGAUGCUAAUAGAUAAACGUUAGCUCUGUGAAAUUGUUAAAAGUGGUGGGACUGAUGCAUGUAGAUGGAAACAGGCAGCUCUGCAGCAGCGAUCCAGAGGAAGGUACAGGAUGAGGGAGCUCAGAGACUCCCAGAAAAGACUGUAUUAGUGCUUUAAAAGGACAUGAUGAUUCAAAGUCAGUGACACUGACAGAUAAGGGAUAGAAAAGGAAAGAGGGGUGCUCAGUGUGCUAGUUUCCCCUGCAGUCUAAGCCUAUAGCAGCAUACCUAACUGUCUCCACACUCCGAGCUCACAAAAUCAUUCGCGCUGUUGAAUUACAUGUUAAGCCAACGUAACAACGUGAUUAGAUGCUCCCACUACUCUGGUGGCGCGAAUGACGCUAAAAAUCUAAAAUGGAGGACAAACGUUGGAUCAUGUUGGUGUGUUGGUACCCCGAAUCAUAUGAUACCUUUUCUUUCAAUUACCGAAACUGGAAUAAAAAGGAGCUCACCUGGAGGCAAGUGGGCGAGGAGGUGGGAUUACCUGGUAAAUUGUAAAAAAACCCUUUGUAUCAUUUUAUCCCGCCAGUUGAAUUUGCAGGGAUAACUGUUGAAAUUACCGUUGACGCGCAAACAAAGCCAGUAAAUACUAUUCAUUCACACGCCAAUAAAGCGAGUAGAUGAUUUUACUCGCGCUUGGUGUGAAAGCCCCAUAAGUGCUUGCCCAAGCCUGAUCCUGAACCAGGGCAGGUCUUAGUUGUUAUGUACACAGUAGAGGUAAAUAGAAAAUGGAUCACUUCUUGAACAGUCUGCAUUAAAAAGUUUGAUAUGCCGCUGCAGUACUGGCAGCUUUUUAACUCUUGGUGGUUCAUGCAUUGGUCUGUAGCUUCAGUACAUGGGGCGCAUGAUUUAACCUUUAAGCUAACCUGCCCCCUGCUAUUAUUAUCUUUAGUAUCUUUGUUUGUCUCUUGUCACUCCCCCUUCAAAGCUGAACUUUUACCUUUACCUUCUUUACCAUCAUUGUCGUCUUCCAGUUUUUUUUAACACUGCUGUACCAGAGCUAACCAGGUGAAAUGCAGGAGGUAGUUUUUCCAAGUAAAGAUCUCUCUGUGAAUGAGAAACAGCACAUUAAAUCUCUUUCUAACUCAGCUUCAGUUGGGUCUCCGUUGUGUUCCAGCAUCUGCAGAAAAAAAAAAAAAAGAAAAAGAAACCAAACAGGAGCUGAAGAUCCGCACCGCCGUGAAUCCCUCAUAAUGAACGGGACUUAUGCAGCUCUGCUCGAACCAUUUGUUGCAUGGAUGAUGACAAAUAUGUGUCUGAGCGGAGGGAAGUGUUGUGUGUAAUGUGCUUUAGUGUAGUGGUGUGUGUGUGUGUGUGAGUGUGUGCCAGUGUCGAUGUGUGUGUUCUACACGCUGUUCUGUCUCCUGCGCUUCCCUGUAAUUAAUUGGCUGACUGAAAGCGCUGAGCUAGCAGAGCCCACGCUGGGAUGCUACACACACACACACACACACGCACACACACACACACCUACGCAUGCAUACAAAUCUUACUUGCAUGCUGCACACGUUAGGCUGUUACACACACAUGCACCUUGAGAUGCUCGCAAAUCUUUCAUAGCAUGCUGGGAUGCUCCAGACACACACUUAGACACACACUAUGGGCUCGUGGUUGUGUUGUGUUGUGAGUCAGGCGUAGGCGUACAAAUCAAAGGUAUUGUCGCUGUGUUAAGUGUUCACAUUCUGCUGUCAGUUUUCAUUAAGCGUCCUGUCACCGCCUCUCCUUUUGUCAGAAACCAACAGAUGUAAUGUCGUUCUUACGGCGUGUUUGUAGCCGUGGUCCCCGCGGCAACAGAGAUAAAAGUCUUUGAAUAACUGAGCGAGACAGGCACCGAAUGAACUUUAACAGCGUUCGGGAAACAUCCAUUUUAGAGCAGCAAAGAUAAGUGAUGAUUAUUGGUGCUUUUAUUUUGAAAGGGGCCGCGAGUGAGUUUUUUUGUUUAAUUGCAGCAGAUAAAGACGCUCGCCCUUGUAGUAAACAUAAGUUCAGAGGAUGCCUGUGGCUAACCCCUUAGAAAUCACUGCAACACUUUAUCUCUCUCAACAGCACUCACACACACACGCAAACACACACAUACACACACACCUAGACACACACACACACAGGACAGGACCAGGUGGAGAGAUGGGAAGAAAGCGGCGGGGAAGGAACCAGAAAGACGAAUGAUUGUGGAAGUAGUUGUGGAUUGUUUCUCCUUUUGUGCUCAGACCAGUCCUCUUACACACACACACACUUGACACACACACACACACACACGCACGCACGCACACACACACACUCCUCUCUUACUCACUCUGCCUCAUCCCUCCCCGUUCUCCUCCCCAUUUCUUCCUCCUCUCCUCCCUCCCUCCCGUCUUCUCUCUGUAGGGUAUAUUCCCCCUCCAUUCUCCUUGGCGCAUUGCUGCAGUCAGCACAGCCACCAUAACACACACACACACUCGCACACACACACUCACACAAAACCAAAAGACACACACUCAAAAAGACACACACACACACUCUCUAUUGCUCGUACAGUGCCUUUUUCCUAUUCUCUUUUUCUCUGUUUCCUUCUCUCAUCAUCUCCCUCUCUCUCUCUCUCUCUCACUCACUCACACACACACACACACACACACACACACACACACACACACACACACACACACACACACUGUACCCCCAUCAGUAGGACUGCAUUACCUUCCCCAUUGCCAGCUCUCAGCCACAGACUCUCACACUGAGGCCUAUUGUUUUAUAAUGUUUCCACUCGAUAUGAUCGCAGCCGUUUAUUACUCCAAAAUGUUAAAUAUUAGAUCUUAAUGAUCAAAUAUGAAAAAUAAAACUGCGUGACACAGUCGGGAAUCAGACGAGAGGAACUUUCAAGAAGACUGUUGUUAUUAUCAGCACUCUUUAACUUGGCGUGAACUCUGUGUCAUAUUUGGAGGCAGAGGUUCGAUAAAGGCAGACACAACAGGUGCUUUUAUACAAAGCUGCUCAUGUGUGCCUGUCGAAUAUUUGAUUAUGUGACAUCCUGACUGUACAUUGACAAAAUUUGUUAAAUGUACUUUAAGUAAAAAAAAAAAAUCUGAUGAAUUAAAGGAUUAAAGAGUAAGUGGAGGGAUGAAUGUAGACAGAUAGGAUCGGAUUAAGGAUGGACAGGAGAGCGGAUGCAUGAGUCGGUGGAUCAAUAGAUGGGUGUGUGGAUGCAUAGACUGAUGCAUGGAGGGAUGGAUGGAGAGAUGAAUGGAUGAGAGGAUGAAAAGGAGGACAGAUUAAAUGGGUGGAUGCAAAGAUGGAUGGGUGAAUAAAUAGACGAGUGGGUGGAAGGUGGAUGAAUAGGUGAAUACAUCAGGGGGAUGCGCAGAUGGAUGGAUGGAUGGAUCAGUGGGUGGAUGGACUGAUUGAUGACAGAGUGUACAGACGGAUGGAUGGAUGUUAGAUGAAUAGUGGAAGGGGUGGAUUUAGUGAAAGGAUGGAUGUAUAGAUUGACAAGUGGGUGAGUGAAUGAAUGAAUGAAUGAAUAAGUAAUUGUAUAAAUAAAUGAAUGCAUCGAUAGAUAGAUAGAUAGAUAGAUAGAUAGAUAGAUCAAUGGAGUAUUGUAUGAAUGGACAGAUUAAUAUAUGGAUGAUAAAUUGGUAAAUGGAUUAAGGAUGGAUGGAAAAUUGGAUAAAUGCACUGAUAAGAUAGAUGGAUUAAUGAAUGGAUGAUGGAAAAUUGUAUGAAUGGAUGAUAGAUGGAUGGAUGGAUGAUGGAAAAUUGGAAGAAUGGACGGAGAAGAUGGGUGGAUUAAUGAAUGCAUAAUGGAUUGGUGAACGGAUGAUAGAUGGAUGGAUGGGCAGACCUGACAGAUGAAUGUAGAGAAUGGAAGGAUGGAUGGAUGGAUAUAUGGAUGGACAGAUGGACCGAUGGAUGGAUGGAUGGAUGGAAAAUUGGAUGAAUGAACAGAUUUAUGAAUGGAUGAUGAAUUGGUGAAUGGAUGAUAAAUGGUUUGAUGGAUGAUGGUAGAAAAUUGGAUGAAUGGAUGGAUAAGGUGGAUGGAUUAAUGAAUGCAUGAUGGAUUGAUGAAUGGAUGAUAGCUGGAUGGAUGGGCAGACCUGACAGAUGAAUGUAGAGAAUGGAAGGAUGGAUGUAUGUAUGGAUGGAUGGAUGGAUGGAUGGAUGGACACCUUGACUGACACUCUUCAGAUCAGCAGCCUCUUUGUUUUGCUCUUUUCUGUCCUCUUAAUUGUCAAACUGUGUUUUUAAAUAAAGUUAUAGUUAUUAUUUCACGGUUCUGAAACAGAGACGAACUUUCCUUUAACUUUGAGCUGCUUGUUUAAAAAAAGAGAAGAAACCAUUAAAGCUUUCGUGCUGCUUGUAUUGGUUUUAAGUAUUGUAAAGAGUUAUAAGUGACAAAAAGUUACUCAAGUAAUAACCCCAAACUUUUCAUUUUAUUCACUCUGUUACUGUUUGAAAUGUUGGUCAAAGACAGCCAAUAAAAAUGGUAACUCUAACUCUGAGGAGAGGCCUUUUUUUAAGUAUGGAUACGAGCAGAUAACAAGUGUCUUGGGGAACUCUGCUGUACCUCCUCGCUGACAGUCAGUUCUGUGAACUGGGGGCACCUGAUGGUUUUUAGUCCAGCCGUCUAGUAAGAGACUGAAUCACCACUGGAGCAGAAAUGCACCAGAACAACAAAAAAUGCAGACGUAUCACUGUCCUGUGUGUUCGUCCGAUCUGGGCUGUUUGCACAAGAGUCAAAAAUAGUUUCUUUCUUUUUUUUUUUUUUUUUUUGUAAGACAGAGGAGUCUCACUGAUGAAAAAGGAGGUCAUUUUUGUCCUUUGGCGACGUGGAGAGAGUAUCCCUGCUUUUAUCUCCCCCUCUCAGAUGUCUGCAGCUCAGUCAGGAGUCACUUUAAUGGCCUCUGCUUGAACUGAAUGCAACUUUUGGUACUCAUGUCUGGACUUAAAUUAUGCAUUUUAAGACCGUGUCUUCUACCAGUGCUAAUACUGCUACUAUUCCCAGUACUGUUCCUACAAGUGCUGCUAAUGCAAGUCUCAUUACUAUGAAUGAGAAAUCUAAUAGAAAGUACUCAGAGAGGAUAAAGAGUUAAACAAACCAAAACACUUUCCCCAAAUUUUCUAUCUAUGAUUAAUAUUUCCCCCAUAAUCUACUCGUGAUUGUGGAUUUUAACUUUUAAAAUGAGGGAUUUGAGAUUUUUAACAUGAGUUCUGAUGACAGGAGCUACAUUUUACUCCUCCUUAAACAAUGAUGAUGGAGAAUUACCAAGUCCAGGCCCGGUGCUUCAAAAUAUGAUAUAAAAGCAACGCCACCCUGCUCUGGAUGUUUUGCAAAAGUGUCAUAAAAGCAGAAUCAACAUGUGUUCAAAACAGAUCAAACAUACACAGAUGAAAGGAUAAAAAACUAAAAUGUCAAAAACAAAAUGAAAUUGCUUGACAAAAAGAAAGACAACUACCUUUUAUUGUGUGUUCAAAAAAACAAAUUCGAUAAAAUAAAAUUAUGAGGAGGAUUUCCUUCGUUUUCGUCUUUUUCUCACAGAAACACACACCCUGGAGCAACGCCAGGACUCGGAUUUUAGUCCGAUCUCUUUCCAGCAGAACUUGAUCCUUCUUUUCUUUAUUAUUCUGUGUUAUACAGGCUACUUGAGGUCUUUCUCUGACACAUUUACGAUACUGAGACAACUUCUUUUCCACUUUCUGACUACUAAUAUUCUGACUGACACACAAGUAAAGCAUGCUGCUCCUCUUCAUAUAUCGGCCUGUUCAUAUUUUGCCAUAGACAGUGAGGAAAAAUACAUUUUUGGGACUCAGUUGUUCCUGAUCUGUCAGAGAAAAUCCCUUUUUUUUUAAAUAAUCUGAAUGGAUUUGCCUCAUUUGUUUAUAUUGAUGGCACCGAGAGAGACAUUGCUGAUUAGUGAUCCACAUGGACACACACCCUGACAAGUUGUCUAACUUUUACCUGUGAGUUGAGACCCUGAUUUUCACUGUAGUCCUCUUUAAUCCAUCAGCAGAGUCCCCUGUUAGGCGUGCGUUCAUCUGUUACUAAAAUACCAUACUCAGGGUGCUAACAAGCAGGGGCGUGUCUAGACUUUUUUUUACUGGGGUGGCCCAACCCUGACACUGGCACUGCUGUGUGAGCCUACACGCCAAUAAACAGCAUUUAUUAUGAUUUUUAGGGGAUCAAUCAGUCAAUCUUCAUUUUUAUGGCACUGAUUCACAGCAAAUGUUAGUUUCUGAUGUCUUUAUUUUGUAAACAAAAGAGGAUGUUCCUUAUUAAUUACCGCUCGCACACACAAGAGGAGUACCUGCGCGCAGAGUCUGAAGCAUAUGGCCGUCAACAGAGCAGCUGUAUGUAAAGAGUUUUGACUGAAAAUCUGUCAAACAGAGUUGAUUAAUGAUGUUAUUUGAAUAUAACUCAUCAAAUUCACGAACAGGUGUUUUGGAAUAUGAGCCAUCCUGUUAGAGAAGAGCCGAGCCGAGCGAUCCUCCUCUGAACGCUGCCCUGGAAACACACUUCACUGGCCUAUCUUUCUCUCCGACCGACCCCUCCCCGCAACAGUUUGAUUCUGCUUCUGUUUUACCACUAUAAAGCACUAUGAGUGCUGUUUUUGUCGAAGAAAAGUGCACCACUAACGCCAUUUAUUAUUGAUACGCUCUGAUAUUGAGGCCGGCAGCGCUGCGAGGCUCGGCCGCGGCGUUUGUUGUAGACCAGCACUUUGGUUCCUGGUACACUUACAACUAGUUCCACUUUGUGUGUGUGUUUUAUGGGUCAGUUGAGAGAACAUGAUGCUGAUUUACGGCUUUUAGAGGCUUUUCUUUCACUCUGAGGGGGAAUGGAGUCAUCCAUACACACACACUCACAUUAAUGUAAAUGUGCGUGCACGGACAGUGUGGGUUUACACUCCAAGAAUACACAAGUAAAACAUUUACGACACGGUGUAUAUUUGCAGCAUUGAUAUAUAGAAUUAAUGGAUUUCUGUGUGUGUGUCUCUGUGUGUGUGUGUGUGUGUGUGUGUGUGUGUGUGUUUUCAGAGUAUCUUUGCUCAGUUCCAGUUCAGCAGUGAACGUGUGCUGCCAUCAGAUGCACUGCGGAGCGCCCUCGCCAAGACUUUCCAAGACGAACAACGCUUUCAGCUGGGUAUCAUGGACGACGCUGCAGAGUGCUUCGUAAGUAUGAGACACAACACGGUCACACAAACACACACUCAUACACACACACACACUCUCUUACUGGAGAAGCUGAAGACUUGCCUGAAGGUUUAACUGUGUGGGUGUCUGAGUCAGACAUCUUCAGGGAGCGGAGAUAUCCAACACCGCAGCCUUGACAGAAACUUUCUCUUAAGUGUGUAAUCUUGAACUUCUCCUUUCUGUGUUUGUGAGGCUGCAAUCAUCUUUUUUUUCCAUUUCUCAGUUUAAUAUUUUGAAGUAAAACUUGAUUUGUACCUUCAAACUAAUAGAAAACACAGGCCUUUUUUUUUUUACCACCUUAUUGUUGCUUUAAAGGGAUAUGCCACACAUUUCUUUUUGCACAGUCUUCACAGUCCUGAUACUUUUAAUAAUGAGGUGCCAGAAAUUAAAAGUGCAAUUCAGUAAGAGGCUCCAUGUUCCUCAUUUUGGCUCAGACAGCUGGCUGCUCACUUAAAACCAAAACAGCAACUUUAUCACGACUUUAUUUCCGUAAAAUAAUGAUUUUAUUCUCCUAAUACUGGGAUUUUUUUAUGAGUUUAAUGUGGCCCUAAUACUCCCGUGUGCGUUCUUAUAUAAUGCAGAAUGAUAAAUAUGUUCAUAUGAGCAUUUAAAGGUGUUUUAGAUCCUAUUAUUAUUUCAAAAUGGAGUCAAAUCAAGUAUUUGGGAGGAUACCUAAUUCCCAUUUCUCCCAUAAUUCCUUAAACUUGAUUUUUUCUUUGAAUUUUCUAAAUCACAUCAUACCACUCUUCUUUAACUGACUCUGCACCUGGUUCCUGCUCACCUAAUUGGACCUCUAAUAAGCUUAGCCACCUGUUCAUUGUACUUUACCCAGAGGAUUUCCUGUACCAGCUAACGAACGCUACAAACAACCUAAAAUGAAAUAUUGUCAUCUUUCUUUCUCCUGAGGGCUUUACAAUUAAACACAAAUAAGGAAAAUGUCACAGCUUUCAUUGUCGUUGUUAACUUUAGCUUGUACUUCUGCAGCUUAGAGAUGCACUCACCACCUCUGCUGCUGUGGCAUGGAUUGCAGGACAGGAUCCUUCUGUCGUACACAGCGACUGUUCUUAUGUCUGUUUAUUGAGUUUUGACCAAUCAGAAUUGACCUUUCACACAGUUGAGGCAUUAUUUUGACUACUUCUUACUUUACUGCUUUUCUCAUUAUUCAGUUUCAGUUUUAAACAUCUUAGUUUGAACGUUUGACGCCAACAAAAAGUGUGUUUAAAGGUUUUCACGCAGAUUGAGUCAACUUACAGACAUAAAAUAGCAAAGGACGUUUGUAAAUAAAGACGUUUUGUGUUAAUUUAAAGUUCUGCUAUAAUAAAAUCUGUGAAAACACCAAAUAAAAAUAAUAUUUCCUUAUGUUAUCAGCUUAUGUGACACUAAAGUGGUGAAAGUGAACAUUUCGCAGCAGAGCUAGUUUAGUCGGGCCUAUCUGGCUAAUUAAAUUGAUUUAGUUUUAGUUUUUAUGUGUCUUAAUGUGAUCGGGUACAAUGUUGAAUUUUAUCAAGGUUUGUAAAAAGUGUCGGAGUUUUACAACACAAUCUGGUCGCACUCUUUCUAAAAUUCAGCCGGAAGGCAGUCACGACGUUCCUCAUCUACAGUGACUCAUAUUGCAGGUUAAUGAUUUGAAAACAUUGCUCAGCUCUGCUGCGCCGUACGGACUCUUUAUUGCUGUAUUGCAGAAAAAAAACUCCGACAGUAAUACUCUUCUCUCUGCUCUUAAAUCAAAUAAUACUUGGAAUUUGCCUCCUCAGACGCAAACAUCUUCGCAUAAGUUGGUUUUCAACUUUGAGAGUGUUGCACUUUGAAAUCCUGACCGUCUCGGUUUAAAAUGAACUUUAUUAAUUAUUGAAGGAGAAAAUUGAGAAAGAAAAUGUCAUUAGUCAAAGGUUUUAUUAUUGUAAUGUCCUUACACGUCUUCAUUAUCCUCUCUGCAGAGCUUCCUGUUGCUUUCUCACCUCCACCUCCACUCUCUCUCUCUCUCUCUCUACUCCUUCUCUUUCUGCCUUAGAGACCUCCACAGUGUGUGUUUAUGUGUGUGUGUGUGUUUUAUGUGUGUGCAUGAGCAGCUCAGCCUGAUCGAUUGGUAGUAAAUGUGUUCAGUCAGGGAAUCCGUCGGCUUCUUAUGAAAUAUAGAUGCUGCUCCCACGGUCAGAUUAACAAGAGCACCAACAGAGAGGAGCGAUCAAACACUCACACACACGCUCUCACACACACACACAAACUGUACAUGCGUCUACAAUCCAAACAAGCACAUAUGCCAACUAAGUGCACAGCAAACACAUUAAUUGGUUUCCUUUUCUUGUUUCUCAGGAGAAUCUCUUGAUGCGAAUCCACUUCCACAUCAGUGCGGAGAGCAGAGAGGACAUCUGCACAGCCAAACACUGCAUACCACACCAGAAGUUCGCCAUGACUCUGUUUGAACAGGUACCAGAUGCUUCUGUCACCGUAAAACCAGUUAAACACAAACCAACUGUUGCAUUUCAACAUUGAGAUUAGCUUUCAUAUGUUCACUAAAGUCAUCCACGAAGAAACAGAAAAGUUUGAAAUUUUGUCUAGGGCCCGACUGAUAUGGAUUUUCUGGGGCCGAUUAGGGGGGAAAAAAACCUGAUUAUCAUUAAUCGGACGAUUUUUUACAUUUUUUAUGAAGUUAUAAAAAUAUAUUCUGUAGAUAUCUCACGGCUAACAGUGUAGCAAGGCUAACAGCAGAUGGCUAACUCUAACUUUAGCUUGCGUGUUACAUGGUGCUUCACCGUUAACUCGGUGUGACCGAGACUAGCACAGCGGGGAACAUCGUGAAGUGGGUUGAACUGAAACUUGUUGACUUAUUGUGUAUUUCACAAACUGGUUUAUUUACCGUUGAGGCGGACCACUCUCCUCCGUGCGUCCCUGAGCUGCCUGCUUCAGAUCCGUCACUCUGCUGUGCUGUGAGGUAGUUAGUGGAUGAAGAUUGUCAUGAGGUCGCUGCGCCAUCUACAGGAUAAGUCGGGGAACUUUUAAAAUGGCGGAACAUUUUCAAAGUGAAACCGAAUCUUAUUCUCUCCAUUUUAUGGAGAUUUGGCCGAUUACUAAUUAGUCUCAAACGGGAUAAAAUUGGCCCUAGUUUUGUACUUUCAAGCGACUCGGAGGGGCUUUUGGUUUGUGUCGUUUAUAGCGCCCCCUGUGGAUGAUCCUCUCUGCUGAUCCUUAUCUGUACAAACUCUGUGUUUUCGCAUAGAGAUUUCCUUCUAAAGAUGUGUCUGAAAGUGAAUUUUGCUGUGGAAAUAAGAAGGUCUUAAAAAUGUUGAAUUAAAACCCCAGGAUUUUUGCACGUACCCUGCAGACAUUAAAAUGAACAAUACAUGAGUCAGUUUGGAGGCAUCCAAGUCUGUUUUAAAACCAGCAAAUAUCUCCUGAUCUUUCCCGGGUUAUAACUGGGCAUGGUUAUAGUUUUCUCUGUGAUCCAUUCAUGGGAAAAGACACUGCAGCUUGUUAGCCUUUAUGUAUAAAAUAUUCAGAGCUGUGGGUGUUGAGUGAAUUUUCUGCUGCAGGAAUGAGGAUUUUUUCGUGGAUGAUCUAUCUUUGACAGCUUUUGUUGAUCAUAGCUGCGGGAAAUGAGCUCUGUAAUCAUAAAGUACUAGCUAGCUUUACAGAGCUAUUGUUUGGUGUUGCAUUCAUAAGCUGAGAUACUGGCCCUGUCAACAAAAACAGUUCAUUGACUAGUAAUUUGGCAUUCACGAAUUAGAGGCAGCCAAUCACUUUUUAACUUUGAUUUCAUUCACUAUACCAUAAUCCCCCCAGUGGACUUUUUUCCACUCUGUUUGGACAUGUUACUCACAUAGAGGUUGAAAUCCACUCAUACACUUGAGCACAAAUGACGUGCGGAGUUGGACAACAAAUCCCAUUUUUACUCAAGGGAACCUCAGAAGGUGAACUGGCACCUCUCCAGCCACUAGGCCAACUGCCAAACUUGCCAAACAAGUGAUGGGAUUUGAACCAGUGACCCUCCAAAGGCGUAUAUCCUGCAUCUCACUCACUGAUGGAGCCAUACCAGGACUAAACUCCGCCUUGGCGUUCAGUUAAAGCUGAUUUGAUGUUUCUAAAAUUGCCUGAAAUUUAUAUGUCAUAGGUCAAUGCUGUCUUUGUGAUAUCCAAAAGCAAAUGAAACCAUGAGGGACAUGAUUGAAAAUUCGUAAAUCAUCAUUUUUAAUGCCUGAAACUAGUGUGAGGGGGUUGGGGUCAGCCGAGCAUCUGCAGAAACAGACCUGAAACUCAUCAGGGUGAGAUUUUUUUGCAAAAAGACACGACUUUGGUAUGUGGAGGACAAAAUGAGUGAAGACAGAGUUUUCCACAGGUGCAUUGAUUCUAACAGGAGUUUUCAAGAUAUACUAAAUCAUCAUCAACAACAUGCCUUGACAACAGGAUCACCUGUUGUUAUGUAUGUUAAAUUGGAUACAAUAAUUUUGGAAGUACCAUCAAUCAAUCGAGCAAUCAAUCAGAUUUUAUUUAUGUAGCGCCAAAUCACAGCAGUCGUUAUCCCAAGAGGCUUUACACAAAAGAGCAGGUCUAGAUCAGGCUAAUUGUUUGACGAAUUAUUAAGACCCAACCUGAAGAUGGGACAAAUUUGACCCAUCUCAUCUAACAUGAGUGAGAGUGGCAAGGAGAAACUUUCUUUUAACAGGCAGAAACCUUGGGUAGGACCAGACUCAUGUUAGACAGCUACUUUGCCGCUGCUGAGUCAGGGAGACUACUUCUAAUUGUGAUCAAAAUCUGGUUAAUUUUUCCUGAGUACCUCCAAAAUGUUGAAAGUACUUCCAAACUGUUUAGGACUGCACUAUACUGAUGAACCAGGCAGAUGUCAAUCAAAAUCUGAAUAAACACGCCCACUUCAUCACGUCCCAUGAAACGGUCUCAACAGUCAAAUCAUCUGUCCUCUUAAACCAUGUUUUCCAACAUUUACGGUCCCUCGAUUUCACUCAGAUUUUAGUGGACUCUGAUGUGACAUUUAAGCUUGAAAUCAUCCCUCUUUUUUCAUUUAAAGCCAAGUUCUCAGAGGCUUUGAGAGGCUGUUACAUAAGCGCGUGUUGCGCUGUUGUUAAAAUAUAUUACCUCACAUGCUAACAUGUUAAUGUCCGGCGACGAAUAAGAGGAUGUGUUUGUGUUUGUAUACUUGCAGUGUGUGUGCAACAGCUGUGGAGCAACAUCAGACCCCCUGCCCUUCAUUCAGAUGGUUCAUUACAUCUCCACUACAUCCCUCUGGUAAGACCAGACACACACCUACACACACACACCUUCACACACACAUAAUGCAGUAAAUCUGGCAGCAAGCUCAGGCUGGGUGGCAGUAAAGGAAGGUACAGCGUGUUCUCUUCUUCUUCCCUGCACGGGUCCCUGCUGAACACCGAGUGCACACAUGCAUACACACACUCACACACACAGAAACACACACAUUUAUGUUAAUGCAUAUGACAGAGCAGGUGAAUUUGUGCUUAAAUUCACCUCGAUACUCAGGUGGACAGUGGCUCAAAGAUAACGCACGCAGGACGAAGGAGGCAUGUGUGGCUCCUUAGAGCUGUUACAUAAAACACACACUCAGUCAAUGAAAUAAGGAAGAGGGGAAGUAAUCAAUCAGCUGUUUGAUUCAGUAGACCCGGGGGGCGGCAUAAAUCUAUAAGUGGAACAGUGGGUCGGAAAGAGCGCGAACGAGAGGGAAAUAAAAGGAUAUAUCACUCUGUAUCCCUUUUGGAAAUGGAACAGGGCAGAGGAAAUCGAGGGAUAAAUGUGGGGGCAAAAGUACAAAUAAACACACGGUGUGUGGAGGUAGUCGUGGGGCAUUGCUCUCUUGUUUGUGCCUGUUAGCGCUGCCAAGCUAUUUUUACCCUUAGUGGAGCCUGUUGUUUACAGACGAGAUCGCCGAAUAUGCAAAAGUCAACAUGAGUAAGAUAAUCAGAGGGCAGCAAAAAGACAAAACAAACGUCUGGUUCAGGCACGAUUCAGAGGAAAGCAAACAGAGGAACAAGUGUUGUUGUUUUUUCUGCUUUCAUGGCCGAGCGAGGGGAUAAAACAUAGGGAGAGAGAGAGAGUAGAGAGAAGAGGUCGAGUUCAUGUAAGGCUGGAAGUAAGGGUGACAGGAGGAGAAGAGCAGGGGGGGAGGAAGAGGACGAGGAGGAGGAGGGGAAGUUUUCUUAAAUUAUUAUUCUUAAAGAAAUACUUCCCCCUGAAAAAGAGCAAAAAAACAAUGCUGAUUCAUCGCACACAUAAUCCUGCACAUGGCACAGAGGGUGCUCAAGUUCAUUUGGUAUUCACAGAUUAUAAUAAUGUGUGUUUGAGUUUGUCCUUCAGAGGACUUAAAACUGAUAAAUACAGCUCAGUAUUUAAGUGUCUUUGCUUCAAAGUUUGCUGAAGGAGAUUGUCUCGAAAAUACGGCUCGUUCCACAUUUUUAAUACGAGUUUUUUGAUAAAAGUGUUGAUGAAAACAGAGUUUGAUGGUUUGCAAAUCCUUGAAGCGUAUAUUUUCACUGAGAAUAGCAUGAAGAUUACAAAUAAGAUGAUGAAACUGAAACAACACGGUGAAUCGCUGCAUCCACAAACCGUCAGUCCAAUCCAGAUGGACUGACGAUUAAAACUUCAAUGUGACAAAUCAGUAUCUUAAAUUCUUGUCGGAAAUCAUGCCAUUCAGCUUUUUAUCACUGCAUUGUUAUAUCUCAUCAUCUUUGAAGGCACCGUCACUCCUCCAUAGGUUUUAGAGCAUCAUAUGCCGCCAUCUGGACAAUGAGAUUUUCAGGAAAGCUGGGCUGUUUUGUUGGCAUUACAAGUGCAAACAUUCGGUAAAUCACGCCACAAACAUUAUAAAUAGAAAGAACCCAAAGUGUCUCAUCAGGUUUCAAGAUUUGAUUUGUUGUCUUUGCACUUUUUCAAUUGUUAAAUGAUUUGCAAACCAUGGAAUUGAGGUUGUACUUCUUUAAUAAACGCAACAGUAAUAAUGUUCUUUCACUGCGCUCUCAGUUGGGACGCUGUCUUUUAGCUUAACCACUUUAGGAAGGUCAGAGAUCAUAAUCUGCCAGAUAGGAUUUAAAAACUCGCUCAGAGGGAAUCUUUUUACCGCCUUAACAACUGUAUAAUCUAGAUUUGUUCUUACUUUUUACGUUUUUUUUUCCUCUAUUCCCUUUGUUUUAUUUUCUUAAUUAAAGCAGAUGAGAAAAAGCCUGAGGGAGCGACUCGGUCUGCGUGCUGAAUGGUUGCCUAAGCAAUAUGCAAAGCGAGCGGACAAAACACUGCAGAAUUCAAAGCUUCUGAACUGAUUUUCAACCAGAAAUACGAGAGGAAAUGAAACAAUUGUUUGCAGAUUACCGCGCGGCGUCGCGAAACAAACAAACAAACUGAGAGGUUUUUAAAGAAUGAAGGCAAAGUUUCGGGUGGCCACAAGUCACAUUCAGGCCGAACAAUAGAUGCUUUCUCCUAUUCACAAAAGCUUUGCUCACAGGCGCACUCAUUUUUUGUGUGUUUUGUUUGUGUGUGUGUGUGUGUGUGUGUGUGUGUUUGGAUGCUGCAGUAACCAGGCAGUGAGGAUGCUGGAGUGCAGAGAGAAACCCACACCGGACAUGUUUGGAGAGCUGCUACGCAAUGCCAGCAACAUGGGAGACCUGCGCAACUGCCCUGUGAGACCACACACACACACACUUACACAGACGUACACACACAUAUACACAAUAUGAGCCCAUUUUAGAAAAUACGCUGAGCUUAAUGAUCUUUUUUGUGUUAUUUUCUUGCGUGAAUUUGCUGCGAGUUCAGUUUUGUGUUUGAGAAAAAAGGAAAAAUCUGCAGAUUUAAUCUAAAAUAUCAACAGAUGGAGAGAUAAAAGAAACAAUAAAACUAAGAGCAGGCUGAAAAAUCACAUUUUAAGAACAUAAUUUGCAGCGUAACCACUUUGGUAGUUUCAUCAUGUCUACUUUGUUUCCCCCUCUUUUCUUUCUUUUCUUUCUUGGUGCGUCUGUGUGUUACAUAAUCAGCAGCCCAUUUGCAUUUUCCUCCCAUUUUUCUCUUCACUUUCUAUUACCGGAAGCAUUUUCCCGAGUUGUCGUCAUCAGCCCUCUUGUACAGUUAAACAAAAUAAUCAUUGUCUCGUUGCAGCAGGACACAAAGAACAUUAGGUUGUGCAGGGGGAAAUCAUUCUGACUGAAUAGGGUGUGUAUUUUUGCGUACUCUUAUUAGUUAAAUUGAAGAGCCAUUACAGUCAGGAGAGGUUGAUGGAGGAAAGUGGUCGGACGAACAUGCGUCAUGCUUCCUCUUUGUCCUGCAGCAUGUUGUGCCGCCACGUGGGAAAGUUCUGCCGCUGAAUAGACUCGACUGGGCGCCGCUCGGCCCUGCUCCUCUCUGCCAAAGUACCGGCACAAAGAGCCUCCUCAGCGGCCUCUCUCUCUCUCUCCACACAGCAGCAACGACACAAAAAAACAACCGCUAACACACACCCUGGGCUUAUUCACAGACCCACCACUGACGUUGUGUGCGCAGUCCUGUGGGAGUGGAGCAACCUGCCUCUGUUUAUCUUCCAUCACUGGCAGCGCUGAUCUUUUGUUAAUACCACACUGGGCUCUGCUCAAACAAAGUGAUGGUAUUUGGAUGGCAGAGAGGCUGCUGGGAGAUAUUGGAGGUGCCAGACUGGAUAUGGGGUGCCAAAGAGGAAACUGUGAAGUUGUGAAUAUGUUUUUUUUUCUUGUUUUUGUCAGCCAUGAGCUAAAAUUAAGUUUACUGAAUCUAUAGAAGGAGAAAAUAAAUUCAACAUUUAUUAAAAAUACGUUAUCAUAAUGUUUAACCCAUAGACAGUCAAUGGAACAACCGCUUUCACACCAGGGUUUAUUUUGACAGCUAAUAUACAUUUAGUCUCAGUCUUAAUCUUUGGACUUAAAUACCUUUUAGUUUUAGUCACGUUUGAGUGAUUUUUGUCUUUUAUAGCUUGAGUUUCGUUUAAGUUUACAACAUUUAGUUGAACUUUUAGUCCAGUUGUGGUCAAUAAUGUUUUAGUCAUUACUGUUUGAGAAAACAUUUUCUAUCUCCAAUCAAAAAUAAGCAUCAAAGAUGUAAUAGUGUUCACAUCUGCAGUGUCUCACCCUUUUACUUGUGUUGUAUCGGGAUUUCUUACUUUAGUUGGAUGAUUUACUGUAGACUCUCCCACGAUCAAUGCUGGUAGUACUACAAAGAAAUUAUCCUUACUCCUAGUCAAAAGCUCUUUCUGUGGCCAUUGUAAAUAUAUUUAUUUUCUUUUGUCUUCUUCUUCUGUGGGGUGAUGAGGUCGGGGCUCAGUCCCCAGCGCCCUCAAGUCUGAGAAACACCACUGGACUGGCACGCUGAACAGGAACUCAGUCACUACUGCUCUCAUCUUCGUCUUCAGUAAUUCACAGUUUAUCACAAAACGUGUCAUGAAAUUAGCCCCCUAAAACAAAUCAUAUGUAGGAUAACUUUCAAGUUUGGAUAUGAAGCUGUUAACGGUAAAAAACUUCGGUAACUGGUUGCGUCUUUAGCAACACCUAGCUGGAAAAGUAGUGCGAUAAACCAACUCAGCCUGUUGUAGGAAUGAAGCCUGUUGUUCGAAUCUCAGGUAAAAUAUUAGAUUAGUGUGUAAAAUAUGAUGGAUUUUAAAUUCCACCUCUCGUAUUUUCAUCUCUGUCAGUUUGUGUAAGGGUUGAUGAAUUUUAGGUAGUUAUCAUCAUGGCUGUGUAGUGGAAAAACGUCGUUGACCAGCAUCUAUCGUCAUAAAUUGAAUCGAACAAAAACAACAAAAAACCUAAACUCUACGGUCUGACACUAUUGUGUAUUUUUUCCCUGUAAAAACUAGCUUAAUAUCUGUUAUGUCUCAUUUGAGAUUUCUAUAUUUUACCUCCUCUGUCGUCUUCUUGCUGGUUUGAAGUGUGCAGGUCUUUGUUGGAAAGGUUGAUGUCAUACAUAUCCGUGUUCUUAUCAAAGUGUAACAAAGAGGAUUAGAGUCAGAAACUGAUAACAGCAGGGAUCGCCCCUUUAGUGUUAUGGUGUUCUUUGUAUGAGUGCAAAGUAUUAAUUUAAAAGCAGGAUACUGAGGUUGUACAUGUCUGAGACACAGCUGGUGGAAACCUUAUUUUGCUGCUUUGAAGACUGAUCUGACACGAUAAAAUGAGGAUUUGUUUUGUAUGUAAAAAUCAGCAAAUUAACCAGCCAAUAGAGUUAUUUAUAAUGAUGAAGGAGUAAAGUGUGGGAUAUUUUCCUCUAAUAUCAAAAGGAAAGUUGUUUAAAGUAGCAAUAACUGUCACAGUUCAGGAAUCAAACAAAGGAAAAGGACCAUGAAAUGAAAGCAAGACCAGGAAGAUGUUUUUCCAAAGCCCAGGUAAAUGAAAAUCCAAAAGUUUAUAGUAACAAAUUAGUAUCUCAGGGAAGCUACUGAGCAAUCCACAGAGAAGCUGAGAUGAAAUCCCAAAUAGACACAAGGAAAGGUAGAUUCAGCUCACACAUAAUCCUAAUUUCCACAUUAAGCCUAAACAAAGAGAAAAUCUCUCCCCAACCGGAUAAUCCAGGUAUGUUAGUCGGACUGUGAGAAGUGCGAUUUCAGUUGGACUAACAUGUAUUUUUAAAAAUCCUGGUUCUGCCAGACCAACUCAGUAAAUUGAUUAUUUUGAACAAGAUAUAAACGUACUGAGUGCACCCUUUUUUUUUCAGGAUGUGAUUUGGAGCCCAUGUGGCGGUUUCCACUGCAGAGUCAUUUCUUUUAAUCUGUGCAUUUCUUCCUGAAAUUACAGCCAUCCAGUACUUGGUUUUCCUUCCUGUCUUUUUUGUACAUCUUUUAAUGAUAUUAUAUACUGUAGGUUAUCAAAUCAAAUUCUUUUUACUAUCUUCUCAUAAAUAUUUGACUCACAAAUUCUGUUUUAACGUAGAAUCCUAAAUUUUUUCACGUCUUUCGAUGGUUGUAAAUGUCCUCUGCUGCUGUUGCCAUUUGUGUUCUCUCGACACCCAAUCCUGUCAAAGCUUCAUCGUAGCAGCUUUUCCACUUCCCCAGCUCGCAGCACUAACUCGUGUGUGACUGCUGGAAGUGAUGACACAAACUGCAAAUUAAACACUGAGCUAUAACGAACCGGAGUGCACUCAAUAACCCUAUUUUUUUCUGGAUGAGUGCUAGUUUUUCUGUUAUAUGAGUCGUCUGCUUCAUCAAAGCUGGCUCUGUCCUUUUUAUUUCAGUUUUUCUGAGAAAGCGUUUGCACGGAUUUUUCUAAAGUAGUUUCAAUUUUUUGCUCAGAAGAAUGCAACGAUCAGCACUCUGCAAACCUCAUGUAUCCUUUGACCAGCAGCACUGUUACAUAACGCUCCCCCUCUUUGAAAGGUCUGCAGAGCCACAGCGAGCAGAGAGGAAUCUUUGCAUAUAAAAAUUCAGAGAUGAGUCCGCAGCAGCAAUCAGGAGGGUUGUAUCAUGGAGCAGGGCGGCUGUGUUUGUGCCAUCAUGUGAUGAAUGAUGUUGUCACCAGCAGUGAGACGGCACAGAGGGCUAACCCAGGUCCCAUGCUUGUGUCCUGGGCUAACAGAUAGCCCGAGUGUCAGUGCUGGCUCGCGUUUGCGUCUCUUCUUUUCUGAGAAUUGAGAAGCUGGCAGAAAACCUUCCUGCCAUCCCCGGUGCCAACGCGAGACGUCCCGCCGCCCACAAAAAGGGAGAGUUCUGUGUGUGUUUUUCGUGCAUAUGUGUGUGCGCGAGUGUUUGGCAAAGCGUCUGGUUGCCGGGGUGUUCUCAGGCUGUUUCCGAGCCGGCUCUGCCAACGCUGCGUGCAUGCUCGCGUGUGCGCUUUUUGAGUGUGUGCGCAGCAGCUCUGUGGUGGGUCAUGACUCAAAGGAAGGAGUCAGAACACACGGUUCUGAACUCGACAGAAGGCCCAAGGGACAAAUACAGCUCAGCACUGUGCUUCUUCCUCUCUCGUUCUCUCUUUAAGUCCUUUCAUCAUCUCUUUCCUCUCUUCUUUUAUCUCUGCCUCUCAUUUCUCCACUGCUCACUUUAUCUGAGUGUGUAUCUGCACACUCAAAUAUGUGUGUAUGUGUGUGUUCAUCACUGCCAAAUAAAUAGAUGUUUUUAAUGUUGCACACCGCUGUCACACAGCCUCAUAACACAGGAUGAAUAAACCUGUUUGAUCACACUUCUCUUCUUAUUUUCUCACCUCCUCUCUCUCAGAGUAACUGUGGGGAGGUGUUGCGGAUCCGCCGGGUGCUGAUGAACUCACCGGAGAUCGUGUCCAUCGGGCUGGUGUGGGAUUCGGACCACUCAGACCUGGCUGAGGACGUCAUACACAGCCUGGGGACCUGCCUGCGUCUUGGAGAUGUAAGGAGAUCACACACCCGAAUUUUGCAGACAUUUAAACACAUCAACACAAGUUAUGAACGCCAACUAGCAACCAAGCAUGUACCCUCUCCAAAAUAACAUAAAUACAUCAGUAUAAACAUGCAAACAUGUGCAAACUGAGCCUUCUUAAACACUAGUACACUCAUGGGGGCUUCAGUGUCUCCAAUUUAGAAAAAAAGCUGCAUGCUGCCCUUUGUGAUGGCCUACUGAUACAUAAACAGGAUAAAGUGCCCUCCAGAGGGCUGUAGAAAGCAUGAUACAGUGCCGUACAGGCUGCCGUACACACUGGAAAACAUCCUGAUUACUAUUGCCCUGCUGCAUGCAGCUGGUGCCCUUUUUAUUGUUUCAUCACCCUGCCCCUCAAACAACGAGGAGCACUAAGAUGAACAUCUGUUGUUAGAAAGCGUUGAGUGUGUACGGCGCUGAUUCCUGAGGGGAGGAGAUAACUGUUUUAGUAAAAAUGGUGAGAAAACUCUCGGAUUUUAAGCCUGUCUUACAUUUUUAAGUCCUGUGGUCUGCCGCAUUGGUCCGGCUUAAAUAUUAAAAUUGGGUUACUACAUUUUUAAAGAUGCCAGCUUGUGAUGUUGAAGCUUUCAAGAAAUACUCGAAAGCGCAGUUAUUUAAGCAGAAAGUGGAUCUGUAAUGUCCAAGGUUAGUUAUCAAAAAGUAAAAUUCAGCUGAGAAGACAUACUUUUAAUCUCCUUUACUGGUAUAAAAUCUAGUACAGGGAGGUGUUUUAGUGUGCCACAGAAUUUGACUCAGAAGAUGGCACUAUAAUGCAGCUAAAACUUACUGUCAUGACCAAGCGAGAUUACAGAGUGGUGGCUAGGUUGUAAACUUAACUUAGCAAAACAGAUGGAACUACACAAACUACACAAACCUAAAGUGUUUGUUUGGACUUGGCUGAAAACAGAGGAAAGCAUGAAGGAAGAGGACGGUUAAUGUGUCCAUAGUGUUAGAAAAAAGCUUUAUGAAGAGUCUAUGAUUAAUGUCAGUAGAAAUCUUAAGCUAACUGUUUCUUAUUGCAUGUUUAGUGGGCUGUCAAGAUAUACUGAAAUUGACAACAACUGUCUUUUAAUAUAUAAAUAUAAAUAAUAUAUUAAUAUUGUGGUAAAAUAAGCAUAGAGUAAUACUGUGAGAUCAUAGUGGUGGUCUUGACUCUGGUUGCCAUUUGUCUUUAAACAGGGGUUGGAUCCAGAAGUAGUAGCGGACUGUUAGCAAGCCAACUAAAGCCUUCUGAGUAAUGAUUCAGCACUUUCCAAAAAUGACACCCUAAGAUUUUAAGGGUAGUUUUUGGACCAAGGCUCAGUCGAUCUGUCUAACCCAUGAUGCAUGUUUAUACAUGGUUCACACUCUGCAUUCAGCCUUAACCUACAUUUGGAUGCAACAAUGAAUUACACUGACAGGCAGUGGUUUUUGGAUGUGAUUUUGAGCCCAUGCAGUGACUUCCACUGCAAAGUCAUGUCUGUCUCUUACUGUUGUGCUACUUUAAGGCUCAAGGGGCUCAGAGAUUUCUUCAGACUCAGAAUAUUUUAAUGAUAUUUUGUGGUGUAGAUGGGGUAAUCCCAAACUGUUUUUACAAUUUUACGCUCCAGAUUGAUCCACCACAUUACCAGUUGUUGAACCGCUUGCUCACGCAGUCUCUCACAGAGCAGUGAACCUCAUCCCAUCUUCAGUUCUGGGAGACUCCACUUCUCUGAAAUACCCUUUUAUACCCAGCCCUGUUACAAAUUAACCUUAUCUGUCCAGGAUUUUAAGCAUUACACUUUUGUUCUUUAUUCUCAAUUAAAUCUCAUAAUUUACAUCAACAUUUUACAUGCUGCCCCAACUGUUUUUCAGAAUAAGAGGUUGUACAAAACAAAUCAAACAAACUGGGACAAUCUUAGUCCUGGUUGACCACCUGCUAACAAACAAACAAAGGAUAUUAGAAACUUCCCCUCCAUUUAACAGCACAAUGUUCAAACAGACACUAAUGCACAAACACACACUCUCAAGGAUACGUACACACGAACAAAAAUCAAGUUUAUGAAAAACGCCUCAGCAGCCUUGCCUUUACUCACCUAUAGCUCUGAAAAUUCCUCGUUCUCAGCUGCAGCUUUCACACCUUACAGACACACACACUCACUCUUACACACACACACACGUGUUCUACCCCUGAUACUCCAUGUCAUGACUGAGUAAUGUUGAUGCAUUUUAAUGCUACUGUAACAUCUCCAGCAGCAUUCUGAAGUGAUAUCUAUGAAUAAUGGAUCAGUGAAUAUGAGUAUGUGUUAUAGGGAGUUGAGUUCUCCCCUCUAUCUUCUAUCUGCUGUCUCCGCCUGCUGCUGUCGCUCUCGUUCUCAUCCCUCUGCUGCUGCGAGAUGAAGCUGGUUGUUAGAUAGAAAUCGGCGGCAUAAUUUAUCGCAUUUUCUGCUUUUGUUUAGCUGUUCAGAUCAGGAAAAAAUGAAUCCAUCUGCCUCCUGUAUCCCCCCACCAUCUUCUGCCGCUCUCUCUUUGUCUGUCGUCUGCAUCUGUUCUCUCUCUUUUCUGCUUCCAUGCGACUCUUUUUAUGUUCUUCCUCCGCUUCGAUAAGAGCAUUUUAGAGCUGGAACAAUUAGUCUGUUGCAAAAAAGAGAUAACAGUUUUGAUUAAUCUUCAUUGCAAGCUGUUUAUCAAGCCAAAACGUUGAACACUUCUUGUGUCUGACUGCUAGAAUAUGAGGAUUUGUUGGUUAUCUUUUGAUUGGUCUCUUGGAAAUGGAACAGGUUUUGCUCGCUGGUUGAACAAAAGAUGCGAUCCGAAAACGAGUCAGGCUGUAGAAUCUGAUGUUUGGCUAUUUUCAGACACAAAAAUGAUUGAAGAGCUGGAUUGUGUGAAAAAAUAAUCAAUAAUCAAAGUUAGUGUAAGUUGGUGAAUGGAGUUGUGUGUCUUUUGUGUGAAAAUUUAGAUGUAUAAGGGACAAUUUUAAGAAGCGAGUUGAAAUGGAAACAGCAGGAGGCGCUACCUGUUUUUGGUUUCUCUCAUUUUGCAUCAUUACUUCUCUUUUGCCUGCAGCGAAACUUUAAAGCAGUAAGUGAAGUUUUUUGCAGUUGAGGGUGCAGCACCAGUGUUUCCCUUACACAAUACACAGGCAGCCCGCCAAAACAUAUUUGCCUACCAGUUAGGCACUUUAUUUUUACACAUUAGAUUGCCAUCUGCUAUCAAUACAAUAAUGGGGGAUCUCUCUCUCUCUCUGUCUCUCUCUCUCGUCCUGUGUUGCCGGCAGAACCUUCAUAGCAGCUUUGCAGAAAAUGAAAACAGUUAAAUGUAACACCAUUUAAAUAAACACAAAACAGACCUCACAACAAUAAGAGAUAUUAAACUGCUUUUAAUAAUAACUAAAUCUGCAGUCAUCCAAACAGAAAGUACUUAGAGUGGCAUAAUGAAUAGAGAUCUUUUGUUUCAUAGCUGUGUCAUUCACACUAACAGAAAGACUCGGUAUCAUUCGGGAUCAUUUCCUCUCCUACCUCAUCGUAUUACAUCCAGUCAGAAAGGUUAUGUAGCCACUGCGCCAAAUUGAAUUUAAUCAUUUUGAUUCCCAUCAUAUCUAAAAGGUUAUGAAUGGUGUUUCAUCUUAUCAUAUAACGUUCCAUAAUAUCAUAUCUUACCUCAUCAUGUUGUAACUCCAUCAUAUUGUGUAAUGUUUUAAAAGGGAAGUAUCAGACCUUGUUUAAACGAAUUAAUCAUAUAUUAUUGUAUUGUAUCGUAUCGUAUCGUACAAUAUCGUAUUUUACCAUACUGUAUCGUAUGGUAUUGUAUCGUAUCUUAUUGUAUGGUAUAGUAUGGUAUGGUAGGGUAUGGUAUGGUAUUAUAUUGUAUCGUAAUGUAUGGUGUGGUAUCUACCAUAUCGUAUUGUAUGGUAUGGUAUGGUAUGGUAUGGUAUUGUAUCGUAUCAUAUCGUAUCGCAUCAUAUUGUAUGGUAUGUUAUUGUAUCAUAUCUAGCGUAUCGUAUCGCAUCAUAUUGUACGGUAUGGUAUUGUAUCAUAUCUAGCGUAUCGUAUUGUAUCGUAUUUUAUCGUAUCUAGCGUAUUGUAUUGUGAGGUAUGAUAUCGUAUUGUAUGGUAUGGUAUGGUAUUGUAUGGUAUCAUAUUGUAUGGUAUGGUAUUGUAUGGUAUCUAGCGUAUCAUAUGGUAUGGUACGGUAUGGUAUGGUAUGGUAUUGUAUGGUAUGGUAUCGUAUUGUAUUGUAUCAUAUCGUAUUGUUCUGUAUUGUAUCGUAUUGUGUUGUAUUGUGUUAUACCAUCAUAUUUGGUCACAUCUUAUUCUAUCAUAUCGUACAGUGUCAAAUCUAGCGUAUCGUGUCUUAUCCCAUCAUAUUAUGUCAUAUUGCAAAGGUUAAGUAUCGUAUCAAAUUGAAUCAUAUUGUAUUAUCAUAUGUCGUUACAUAUGAAAAUCUGCUAUAUCAUAUCUUACUGUAUAGUGUGAUCAUGUGAUCCCAUGGUAUCCAAUCACAGCAUGUCAUUAGUGUUGAACUACAUCAUAUCGAAUCUUAGGAUUCUUUCUAUCUUAGUGUGGUUUUAUAUUAUUUCAUUGUUCAGUUCUGUUAUAUUGUGUUUUCGCAAACGGUUUCAAAGCAAAUCAUUUCACACUGUUCUGAACUGUAUCAUGUUGCACCAUAUCACAUCCUGUCAUGCUGUGUUGUAUUACAUGGUAUUGUUUCACAUCACAUUGUCUAGUUUCUUAUCAUUUCGUCUCAUAUUGUUGGCUGAGUGCAUCUUGGCUGAUGUGCUCCAGUAGAGUCCAAAAAGAUAAGUUCAUGUGGAGUUGACAUCUUCAGUACUGAGGUAUCAUUGCCGGAUUAGUGAUCCAUGAACACGUGAAAAUGUGUUAAAUACUGUAUGUCGAGGUGUGUUACUGUGCUUAAUGCAAUGACAGGAGAAGUGAGCACUCUGAGAAGAUGAAAUUGCAUUUAAAGGAUGACUGCAUACGGCAUAUACACUAGGUGAGCAAAAAUGUGCUUGUAGUCCCAUUAACUCCUCUAUCUCUAUCCUCCCUCCUGCUGCACACCUCUCCCUCUCUUCUCUCCCUGUCUCCUCCCCCUCCCCUUUCCCUCUCUCUCUCUCUCUCUCCCUCUCUCUCUCUCUCUCUCUCUCUCUGUAGUUGUUCUACCGAGUGACAGAAGAGAGGGCUCGCCAGGCGGAGCUCUACUUGGUGGGCAUGGUGUGCUACUACGGUAAGCACUACUCCACCUUCUUCUUCCAGACCAAGAUACGCAAGUGGAUGUACUUCGACGACGCUCACGUCAAAGAGGUGAGACACAGUUUGCAGUUGGAGGCUGCAUGCUGCAGGACGGGGACGGGGCAGGAGGAGGAGGAGAGGGGGAGGGGAGGGGAGGGUGCUGUACGGUAUCUGCUGCAUCUCCAGCUGAGCCUGUGAGAGCAGCAAUGACGAGAACUAAAGCUGUGUGUUAGUUUCAGUGCAGUAUGGUCAGUUCUUUUGAAGUGAGGGCGUAUCUGUCAAACUGAUGAGGCAUUAAAGGUUUUCUCCCCGUCUUAAAGUCGAUCUUAGUGCUGCUGGAACUGGUCUUAUGAUCUGAUAUGAUAUUUUGGGAUUUAAGCGUGACUUUUGUCCCGUACGCCUGGAAUAGGAUGUGAAUUUUUUUUCUGUGGCUAGACUGAGGAAAGCUGGGCUGCUUUGCUGAGUCAAAAUGUGAGAUAAAGUGGAUUUGCAUGUCCUUGACUCUUCUGUCAGCUAAAUAGAUAAUAAAGCUGGUGAAAAAGUGUGAUUAUGUGGUGUCAGUAAGGACACACAGCUGCACAGUGCAUGUUUGACCUUCUACUUUUAAUGCCUCAGAAGUCUUAAAAAUGAUAGAUCUACUUUCUGAUCAAGUGUGUGUCUGAGUGUGUGUGUAUAUGGCUUUGUAUGUAUGUUAAUGCAUGUCCUGAUGUGUGUGUGUGUGUUGCCCUGCUGCACCUCCAGAUUGGCCCGAAGUGGAAGGACGUGGUGUCUCGCUGUAUCAAAGGCCACUAUCAGCCCCUGCUGCUGCUCUACGCUGACCCCCGUGGGACGCCGGUGAUACUGCAGGAGAGCCCCAACCCCUGUAGCAGCUCCAACCCGCAGCUGGAGCUCCAGCACUGCAGCAGCAGCAGCAAAGCCGGCUACGACAGCGAGGACUCCGGUACAGCAGAGACGACACACAUCAGAUCACAUUUCUCUGGGUUUUAUCACCGUCAGGAGGGUGGGGUUGCAUGUGGGGUUACAGCUCCAAAGCCCUGACCUUCAACCCUGUAAUCCAGCUUCUAGCUUUGUAUAUUGCUGAGGACUUACUUUGCUGCAAACAUAUGGAAACGCAGGAUUUACUCAAAGGUCAUCUCUCCUUUUCUCUUGCUCCCUCUCAGGUCGAGAGCCCUCUAUAUCCAGCGAUACUCGCACCGACUCCUCGACAGACAGCUCCAGUCACAGAGCCUCUCGCAGCAGACCCCUCCACCAGUCCACAGGCAGCCACCUCUCCAACGAAUCACAGACCACGGUGGUCUGUAACUACGACAUCGGCACUCCCCCACACGGUGCUGACGCCGGAGGUAAAGUUCUCUAAACUUCAAUCUAGAAAUGUUGGCAGCUUUUCACAGCUGCAGACACAAGAAGCUGCAGUGAUUUCAGAAAGAGAAGAAAGACAAAACUGCGGUGCUUGUUAGGGACAAAUACAAUAAGAGCAAAGGUCAGUGUUCAAGUUAAAGUCCAAAUGAAGCCACUUCUUCGUCCCUGUGCUCCACCACUGCAGACUCUUCAGGUUUAGCUCCCUUACUCUCAGGUUUACUUGCACUGCUGCAGGGAUAAUUGCUCCCAGUGGGAUAAAAUGAAAAGGAAAAAACUAUUGGAUUUACUUUCGCUUUUCUCCCGCUCACACAGAGUCAGCGGUGGAGGGUCCUCCCCGCCCUCCCUCUCCUCCGCUGCCGGAGUACAAGGAGACGGCCGUCUUCCUCCUCUCAUCCCGCCGGCCGCUCACCUCCUCCUCCUCCUCCUCUCGACCCCUGUCCUCCUCCUCUUCGUCAGGAGUUGGGGGCUGCGAGGGGGGAGCUGGAGGGCCCCACUGGGAGGAUGAGAGCACCAGCAGCGAGAGCAAGUCCAGGUACUGCACUACACACACCCUGCAUGAAGAAUCAUCUCUCAUAGUUACUGAAAAUCAUCAAAGUGAAUAUAUGAGUCGCAUGCAGAGACUUUUAUGUGGAGGUCUGAGUCUGUUCUGAAAGCUCCUGCUCUUCCACAUGCAUGGAGGGGGAUAAGUCACCUGUAAUAGGUACAUAUAUAAAAGGCCAAGGCAGACAGAGCAGCAGCAAAGACCCCUGGGGUAAGACACAGAGUUUAAAGGAGGAGCUGGGGUGAGAAGCAGUUUGACGCCCAUUUUGACAUUUUCCAGUUGGAUGUGCAGAAGGUAAUCACUGAGCUGUCGGCUGGUAUGAGCUGGUGCUAGGAUCUGCUAAAGCUUGUCUUUGCAGCCUGCCUGGACUAACACUUUGCUCGUUUUCUGCACCAGAAUUGCUCCCUCAGAUGCCAUAGAAGUAGUGAAGAUUGAAUAAAACAUUUGAGUAACUUAAUCAAUCGAUGCACCACAGUAUCUACAGUAUCUGGGUAAAAGUACUGCAUAGCUGCUGCUGUUCUUCUCUCUCCACCUCUCCAGUUAAUGUUUUGCAUAGACGUUAUGAUUGAAAACGUGUUUUUUUCAGUAUGUUUAGAAUCACAGAAAGCUUAAAGGUCUGUGAACAGAUUGUAGAUUCAUGUUUUGUUACAAAAAUGCAAGUGUUUGGUGCAGAAAUAGUUCCAAUCUCUGUGUGCUUGGCCUGACUGAAAAAGUGUUUUUAAGUUGUUUUGUAGGUCAGGUAUUUUUACUUCUCUUAAGCUUUGAAAUCUGAAAUGAGUUAUUCAACUUUAUUUUUGGACUAUCUUACGUAAAGAUGAAUAACAUGCACCGCCCAUGCUCUCUAGUUCUUCUGGAGGCCGCUACAGGCCCACCUGGAGGCCCAGGAGAGAGGCCCUGAACAUCGAUAGCAUCUUCACCCGACCGAGAGGCUCCUCUCUGGGCUACAACACCCUGCCUGGUCCCUCUCUCCCUCCGGAGCCACAGGACUCUCUUCCCCUGGCGGGACCCGCUCCUACACCCACACAGCCUGGGGUACAAGAGGCAGAAGGGAGGGGGGCUGGGGAGUUGGAGGCGGGGUUUGGGCUGGUCGGGCAGCCCAGGUCUCUGGGCAGCGGGCGGACAAUGGGUCCGCCUGCCCCUCCACCUCUUAGAGGGGUGGAGCACCAGCCACGUCUGAUUCAGAGGAUGGAGAGUGGCUACGAGAGCAGUGAGAGGAACAGCAGCAGCCCCGACAGGUAAGAGACUCACACAUAACAAUUACUGUCUCCGUCUCUCUCUCUCCGUCGUUCAUCGUCUUUUCCCCUCUGACUUUCUCUGUCACUCUUGAUUUUCUGUUCAAUUUAACUUUAACAGCUUCAAAUUGGAAUUUGACAUUAACAACAACAAAUUGUCCAAUAAUAGUCACCCAAACAAAUCAAUCUAAGGACAUGUUUGUCAGGGGAAUUGCACUCUUAACUUUUUGUUUCUUUUUGUCUUUUUUUUCUUGCCUUCUUUCUGUCUGUUUGUCUUUCUCUCACAGGGAGGUGGGGCAACAGAAACGGGUGCUGAUGUCAGGACCUUCAUGGCGCUCGGUGCCCAAGUCAAAGAGCAGCAGUGCCAUCCUGCAGGAGCUGCCCUCCCCUAGCUGGGGCGGCGGCGGCACUAUCUCAGGUGUGACUUAGCGAACGUACUCAACUGUAUCUUUGGAUUCAGUGAAAGAUUCCGUUCUUCAUCUUUUGGUGUCCAUUUGCGUUCAGGCACAGGGCGGAGUGAGCUGGACGAGCUGCAGGAGGAGGUGGCGAGGAGAGCUCGCCAGCAGGAGCAGCAGAAGCGGAAGGAGGCGGAGCGGGAGGCAGCCAUGGGAUUUAACCCCAAACCCAGCAAAUACAUGGACCUGGACCAGCUCCAACACCAGGGUAAGGAGGAGGAGAGACAGGAAGAGACAAGUGGGAGGAAAAGGUGGAAAAUAUGGGAGGUUUCAGGUGUCCCAAAAGAGUCACAGUUCACCCAACACAUUUUCUCACAACUGGAACUACGCGGCGAUGCAACUUUUGGUUCAUGUUUUAAAUCUGCUUUUUAUGAGAAAAUGUUAAGAUGAAAACCUUGUGUAGACCAAGCUUCACCUUAGCCAGGGCAUCACAAAAACAGUGAGAAAUGAUGUCUUUGGGUGAACUGGUCCUUUAAGAAGAAGUUGACAGGACAAAGGAGUUAAAGCUGCACUGGCAAACUUUCAAAUAAUCUCAAAUGUCACUAAAAAUGAGUCAAAGACAAGAUUUGUUUUUGCUUUUUGAGUCGACAGAGAGAGAAGGACUUUUAUACUUCGACCGACAACUGCAAACACGCUACACCAGCCAAAAUAAUUCUUUCCAAAUAAAUUGGGCAAAACAAAACAAUGACAAUUUGAAGAUCCAAAAUCUAAUCCAAAAAUCCAAAAAUAAUAAUCAACAUUAACCCUGCCAAGUCAAAAACAUGCUGUUGAUAGUUUACAAAAGUUGUCCCGCAGCACUCCUGCUUCUCUUAGCUUUGACCUUUAGCCUGUUUUACUUCUCUGUACAUUUUUUAUUUGUUUUCAUUCACUGGUAUUUCCAACAAAACGAUUGACAGUUGAUAAAAGAAGUCCCGCUCUUUCUUGAUUCUGAUUGGUUGGUGAUUGAGAAGUGACACUAUUAAGUCUAAAGGUCCUUAAACACCGGAGCCGACGCAAAUACAGAACGCUAAGUUACGAAAUAUUCAGAGGUGAAUUUUGACGCGCCUGACUAAACACAUCAAGCCCGAUGCGAUUUUGCGACUUUCCGGGGGGGAAAAGACGCAUCCCGGGGAAGACUUUUCCCAGGGAAAGUCCCGCCUCCUUCGCCUCUGAUUGGUUAAAAAAGCUGGAAACGUCAUCACACACUCAUGCCAAACGGUCCGCACUCAUCGCCAAUCAGAGGCGAUAAGAUAAGCACAUGAAACUAUGGUAACAACCGUUAGCUUAGGUUAGCACAGAUGAAAGUUAAAACAAAGACGUUAAAGCAAACUGUUAAAGCACACAAACCAUCGUCAUAUGAGAAAUCCGACUCUAUGUUGUGUCUAUGUUGUGUCUUUUAUCAAAAAGCACUCUGUUCUCUGACACGUAAACAAUCAGCCGGUUGGCCAUGUUGGACAUACCAGUGAAUCAGACGUCGCAACAACAGGCUUUCCAAUUGGUCAGAAGUGGACACAGAGUAUACGAAACUUUAGAAAAAUCGACCAUGAUCUGAAAAAAUUAAUGCCACAAUAUCGCAGGACGGGAAAACGUCGCUGAUGUGAACGCUUGUAUUGACAGGAUACGGGUUCGAAAAAAAAUAUUGAUGUCCAAAAUAAUCCCACGACAAAAACGGUCCCAGUGUGAAAGGAUCUUAAAAGUAAAACAACAGUCAACUGAGAGAGCUGUGAGUGCAGCGGCUUAACUCAGAAUGAAAAUAGUGAUCUGCUUUUGGUUGGCAUCGAAAAUAGGCCCUAAAAUGCACAAAACUUUGUCAGUGGACACAGUCCCUAAUACUCUUGACUUUUCCCCCAUGUGAAACUCUCUUACCUGAUUUUUGUCAGUGUUGCUUUUCCCUUAUAGCUCCCUCUACAGGCCUGGAGACUUCCUUUUGUUCAGACUCACAGUGCAGCAUUUUCCAUUUCUUUUUUAUUUUGUUUAUACUUUUCAAUUGGCAUUCUUUCUAAAUCUGCGAAUGCUUCCUCCCAGCGGACAUGUUUCUGUAGCCAGUUUGCCCUUGCGGGUCACAGUAGCUCAAUGCUCUGCGUCAUUCCCUGACCCAGGCUGAUGAGGUGUAUUUUUAUGUAAAAAUCUUGCUUGGUGCAGCUUUAAGGUCACAUUAGCACCUGUUGUCUAGCUCAGCAGUGACUUGUAUGUCCGUGGUUCUGUCUGACCUCCUCUUUGUCCUCAUACCCAUCUGUUGGUUUGUCUCUCCAUCUGUCUCCCUCUGUCUUUUUUAAAUUUGUCAGUUAGUUCGCAGUGUGCGACUAUAACUCAGGGUGUAUUUAUUUUUUGUUGGUCAUCCAUCAGUGUUUAAUGAUAAGAAAACUGUGUUCGUGUGAGUGUGAGUGAGUGAGUGAGGCUGUGUUUGACAGCAGUUUAGUUCAUCUAAGUUCAGUGGAGUUGAAGAGAGCAGAAAGUUUAGAUUUCACUAACAUGUAAAAAACUUCGGGACCUUAAUUAUCGUGGAGGGAAAAGUGAGUUUGGGUAAGAAAAAAAUCUUCAAUGUCCCAGUUACUAUCUAAUGUGAGUGUGAACCUAGAAAACUGUACUUCGUUGCACUGUUUUGACCUUCAAAAUGCUACAGAUACAAUAAAUUAGGCCCUGAAGUUUAAUAGAUGUAGGGUAUUUAAGAAGUUGUCAAAUUGAUAGAAUAAAUCAUCCUGAAUUGAUCAGUAUUAGACCUCAGUCAGUCAGUCAGUCAGUCAGUGUAUCCAGGCCUUUAAAUCUGUCAUGCUAACUCUUUUCCCCAACGCCUUGGGUAUGUUUCUUUCUUUAUAUUUCUUUCGAUACCCAUGUACUUUUUACCGCUCACAAAUUUGGUCUUAACUGAGAAUUAGUCUUUUGAAUUGAUGCUUUCCUUUUCCCAUGCAUUCUUACUUUUAUUAGUUAGGUCAGCUGGAGAAAGACAGGAGAUAUGGGAAAUAGAUAGUAGAAGGUGACAUGCAGGGUCGAAGGGUCGAACUAGUGAGGAUGUAGACUCUGAAGUAUAAGCCAACCAGCACCCCAAAGUCAUAAAAUCUUAUUAGGACGAAAUGGCUUCCAGACUUUGAUUAUUACCUCUCUUAAAGCUCCUGUGAGGAACUUUUUGUUUAUGUUGAUUUUGGUACUUCCUGCGAACAGAGCUGUGCCUUGUAGCUCUUGGCUAGUUGUGCUCUGACGGUAUAUCACCUCGUUUGUGGUGCAGCGUGUAGAAUGAGGAUAUUUAACGGCAUCUAGCGGUAUGAUUCUAGAAUGCAACACUCCCUCGCCGAUCUCUCCUGUCACCAAGGCAACGGUGGCAAUCGAGAACCAGAAGCGAUUUACACGACAAAGAUGGUGCCAUCCACAACAAACCCAAGUAAUUCAAGUAGUAUAUGAAGGGAAGGGGUGGUGAUGUUUUAAGUUAUCUAAAUACAGUUAAGAGUUUAGAGCUGAGAUAUCAAUUAUGAGCUUUUCAUUGUUUUGGUAACAGGCUGACAUUAGCAAAGUAAUGCUGAACAGAAACAUACGAAUAACAAUAUUAGGGCCAUAUUAUAUUAUGAUAAUGAAGUCAUCAUGUUAUGAGAGCCAUGAUAAGGUCAUAAUUUUGUUUUUUGCAAGAAGCUGAGAUGAGAGGCAUCCCCCAUCAAAAUAGCAUUACGUAGCUAGCUGUUGACCAACUCUGAGUAUUGCGUUAGUUAAAAGAUAAUGAGUCGUGUCACUGCCAGAGGUCCUAAAGAAUCAAUUAAAGUUUCUUUACCAGUUUAAAAACUCCCCACAGGAGCUUUAAGGAGCUUUAAGGAUGGACACUAACAUGGCGGUGGGUUUAUAAGCUUGUUUGGUCUUCAAACCCCAAACUUAAUGGGAUUUUACAAAAUGGUUAGGAUGUGAGAUUUAAUUUUCAGACUGAGAAUUAAACUGAAAAAAUGAAAAAUGACCAAAAAAAAAGAGAGAGAUAAGGCAUAACAGUUACUGACAAGUGCAACUCAUCGCAUAAAUUUACAGUGAAAGAUGGAUAAUUGCAUGAUGGGUAAUUUAAAUGAUUGACCCACAAUGCUUGUAUUCUUGCAAUACGUAAGUCUUCCCUUUACACUUAAACAGAUUAUAAAUAAUCGCUCGCAGCAUUGGCAUGGUUCAUAUUCUUGUAUUCCUGCUCCUCUCUGGUGUAUUUUAACCAAGCGUCUAUAAAUGAUUCGUCUGUACGUGUGUUCUGUUCUCAGGAAAUGUGUGUCUGUCUGUGCGAGUGUGUUUGUGUGUGAGACAGAUCCAUGUAUGAACUGCAGGUGUGCAGGUUUCCCCCUCCAGCUCAGCACUAACUAAAUCUAUAUCAGGGAUUAUUAUGUUGUGUCCUGUCUGUCCUACUGUGUGGGCUUCGGUGUGUUCAGCCCCAUGUACCUGACACACACACACACAAAUAUACACACAAAAACACACACACACCCCUAAGAGAGUACACUCAACCUUGAUGAAGUGAAAGGACGACUUGCGAACGAACAGAUGGCCUCACUAUCAGUGCGGUUACGUAACAGAAUUUGGUUUCCCACGUCCGUAUCGAUGGUUUCAGGCGGACUCGGAACAAUCUGCCUCAGUGUUUUAGAGGACGUUACAGCCAACAACAACAACAGAGCUGCCAUCAGUCUUCUUUUAUUCUGUCUCCAUCAAUCAGAAAUGUGUAAACUCCAGCCAAGAUGGGGGAUGGCUGCUCUUUUGUUGUCCUCCUCUUCAUCUUUUUAUAACCAACUAACACCAUUCAAGGUGCGUUCACGAAGCUAUGCACCACAGUAGCUGUGUCUGAAAAAAAAAAAAAAAACCUUUUGUCUCUUUUUUCUUGUCUGGUGUUUUUGGCUUGAUGAACGUAGCCUCAACUUUUUCUCCUCAUGUUUCCAAUCUUGACUUUUUGACUCACUAACUAAAGUACGGAUUCAUGUUUUGAUGCAUUGUCAACAGAGUUGCUAAAUGGGAGGAGAUGCUAACUGUGAUCAGAUUGUCUACAUAAGCUAACGUUAGCAUCUAUGAUGUAACAGUAAAACCAAACUAAGUAGCUCAAGCAAGUUUGGGCAGCUUUGUUUGAUAUAUUUAAGAAUUAUAACAAAGCAAACUAUAGUUAGUAAAUUUAUUGUAAUAAAAACUAGAAUGUGAAUAUUAUCUGUAUGUUAACUGUAAUGUAGCAAACAAGUGCAAACAACAGAUUUGUCAAACGUGAGCGUGGCAAGGAACAGAAUAAGAUAUAAGCACCUAAGUAUACAUAAACACCAGGAUCUGCUUGUUAUGUUUAUGUUGCAACAGAUUCAUUAAAGGGAUAUUCUGGCGUAAAAUUAAUUUAGGGUCAAACACACCGUAACACAGAGUUAGACACCCCCUCGAGCGAUGAAUGUUGCCGACCUCUUGCUUCUCUAGUUAUACCAACACUAGUAACGACCGCAAAUAGCAAUACACAGCGGUCUGAGGAGCCAUAAACAAACUUCAACCAAAACGCCACUCUAUAGCCACAAAUAAUGCUCAGAACAGCACCUAACUUCAUCAACAGUAGAUAUAGGGUCCCAGCCACAGCACUAGCCACCAAACAUCUUUUUUAACUUUGACUAAUUUCUUUUGCAAAGAGACCAAACACAACUCACCUACUCUCUUCCAGCAGCCGCUUGCUUGUAGCGAGACCUCAGGCCAGUCCAUUAAGGACUGCAGCGGGGUGACGCAGCUCAAGGAAGAACAUUUAUGAUCAUUUCUUCAUGGAAAUGCAAUCAGAUUGAGACACUAAUGUAGAAUAACUAACGUGUCUGCAGUGCAAAAUGAUUAAUAUGGUGAUUAUUACAUCAAGGAAAUGAUAAAGGAAAGAUCAUAAAUGUUCUUCCUUGAGCUGCGUCAUCUCACAGCAGUCAUGAUGGACUCGUCUGAGGUCUCUGUACAAACUAGCGGCUGCUGGAAGAGAGUGGGUGAGUUGUGUUUAGUCUCUUUGCUAAAGAAAUUAGGCAAAGUUAAAAAGAUGUUUGGUGGCUAGUGCUAUGGCUGGGACCCUAUAUGUACUGUUGAUGAAGUUAGGUGCUGUUCUGAGCAUUAUUUUUGGCUAUAGAGUGUCGUUUUGGUUGAGGUUUGUUUAUGGCUCCUCAGACCGCUGUGUAUUGCUAUCGUGCUGUCGUUACUAAAGUUGGUAUAACUAGAGAAGCAAGCGGUCGGCAACAUUCAUCUCUCGAGGGGGUGUCUUACUCUGUGUUACGGUGUGUUUGACCCUAAAUUAAUUUUACGCCGGAAUAUCCCUUUAAGUAUAGAUAAAUACCAGGAUCUGCUUGAUAUUUUUAUGUUUAAAAGAUGUAUUCAGUAAGUGUAAUGUUUUUGUGUGUUACUAUUUUACUGUAUUUAGGAAAGACACAUAAUCGCCAAGUGUAACGGUCGACUAUGGCGUGUUAUUCCUUUUAAACAGUCUACAAUAGUUUCUGAGCUGAUAGUUUUACGUGCAGUUUAAUUAAUCCUACAAAAUUCUUCUUACUUGUUGUUAAAAAAAUCACUCCUCCCACUUUGCAACUCUGUUCAUUGUGAAAUUGACUCUGAUAUUGAGUUACAGUAGAGAAGCGUAAUGCAUGCUAGCCCCCUCAUAACCACUCCUUCUGCUCUGCCUCUGUUUUUCUCUCUUUGGUAUCACUUCUCUCUCUCUCUCUCACUCUCACAUUAUUUCUGUCUCCAUCUUUUCCUCUUCCUCUCCUUCGUUUCCUUUUUCUCUUCUCAUUUUGACUCCUCCGUUCUUUACCACUCUGUCGUUAUAUCUCUCUGUUCUUUCUCCUUUUUAUCUCCCGCUCUGUUGUUAACAUCUUCAGCUGUGCUCAGACCCCUGCAUGAGGCUAACGCUCAUAGCGGAUUGGCUGUAGCUGCGUGCAUGAGGAGCACUGGGGGCCCAAUCAAACGCGGGCAGGAUCAGGAAAUGGAACGGGAGACAGGAAGCACCCGCCCACAGGGGCCUCACAGGUACCACUACUGUCCCCCUUUUUAAUGUGUCCAAAGCUGGUGCCUGUCUCAAAACCACCUCAGACCUCCUUCCCUUUUUCCCCCCUCCCUCACUUGGUGUGUGUCCUGGGCUCGAGCUAUCCCAAAACCCGCCUGAGGAGGACUCCUCUGUGUGUGUCCUCUGGGUGCUGGCUGUCCAAAAACACCUCAACACCCUCAUGUGUGUGUCUCCAGCUCUGGCUGCCAAGACAAAAAUCCCAGAACUCCCUGUUUUUGUAACCCCAAGCACUGCACUCUCAUAUCUUGCUGUAUGUGUGUUUUGAAUGUGCGUGUGCUCUCAAAGACACACACUUGACUUUCUACAGUAACUUCUGAUGCUUUGUGUGUUUGUGUGUUUGUUGCAGUGCAGUAAAAAAACCUGCUUUGCUGGGCUCUCUCUGUGUUGCCAUCGAGAAUAAAAAAGAGAGAGAGUUUCUCUCUGCUUCGCUGUGCUUCACUGCCUCCCCUCAUUGUUGUCGUGCUGCUCUUUGUAGCUGUGUGCUGCCAAGGCUUCCCUGUGCUCUUUGUGCGCUGCUGAUCUGUCCUUCUGUGCACUGGAAAGCUGCAGUCUGUGCGUGUCUGUGUGUGCAACUGUGUUCCUAUGUUCUGCUGUGUGAAUGCAGUCACAGAUCCUGUCCGGUAUCCUGUUUGUUGUUUUUUUUCCGUCUUUGCUGCUGUUUGUGUGUUUCACUGAUUCAGACGGUUUCUCCUGAUGUGUCAGUUUGUUGCAGUGAGAGGAGGAGAAAGGGAGAUUCAGCAGGGAAGUUUGAAGGAGCUGAAACUUCAACAACCUCAGAGUGACCCUUUAAAGCAGGAAUGAAUUUAUCAAUACUCCAGCACAAGUUCACACACACUCUAUCGUAGACAUUAUACCAAUAUAGCACACCACACCAUCUACAUGAUAGGCCUUAAUACUCAUAAAAAAGCCCAUUUAUACUCAUGGCAGGAUUUUGACCUCGAAAACAGGUUAGAGCGAUGCGCAACCAGCCGAGAAGAAGUGGGAGAAAAAAUCAAUAGAGCAUAGUAUUGCAACAUUUAGUCUGAUGAUAUAUCAUAUCGUCUCAUUUACCAAGAAUCGUUUUUUCUAAUUAAUUGCUAAUAUUAAGUCAAAUCUAUGAUAAUGGAAAAAUAAAAUCAACUGUUUGUCCGGUGAGGUUGGUAGAGGUGACAUCAUAGAGCAGGAGAAAGUUAGUACAACAAAUAAAUAUGUAAGGUUUGCAAGAUGUGCUACAUGAAAUUAAAAUACUGGGUAAAUAAGACAAACAUAAAGGAAAGACAAAUGAUAAAUUAGCUAAAAAAUCUGUGUUAAAAAUCACAAUAAUCACAACAAUGGUGGUGCUAGCUCUGCUAAUGUUAGCCACACUCUGGAGACCAAUUUGGCAUAGUUUAACUCCAGACUCCAGAUCCCAUGUUUAGUGAUAUAGUUAUUAAAAAAUACUGCCCCUGUAUAAGACUUAGAAACUCCCUCUGGGCUCUAGCUUUACCCACAACCCAAGGGUACACGUGUCUUUGUUUGAGAGAGCAGACAGUAGAUAGGGUAAGGAGCUGGAAGGAGAUAGUGGAUAAAGGCACAGACUAAAGGGCCAAGUACCAGGAUUAAACCUGCUUUGAGGACUACAGUCUCUGUGAUUGACCCCUGAGCUAAAACAACACUCUGCUAAGUAAAGCCAAAAACAUACAGGAUCCGUACUGAGCGUGUUCUGUAUUUGUUCUGUAGAGCAGCAUUGGGUAUCACAUACAGGAUGCGUAUUUGGAGCGUUGCAGCAGCGUAGUGCAGCCCCGGUCAGCUGGGCUUAGUAUAGAGGAAACAACAUGCUCACUACAGGUUGUUUUUCCUUUCUGUGGUUGUUUCCUGCUAAUUUGGAUAUAAUUCAGUGACCGUUGAACCUCUACUAUAUGUGGAAAAGCUACAAGAUUCUUGUUUUUUGCAGGUUUACUCAUGUUUAAUAAAGUAAAUUAUGUUCCUUUAUACUGUGUUGUUACCUUCAGACAGAGUUAGCAGUUAGAAGUCCUGUUGGGGUCCACAUGGAUCAGGGAUUGACCAUCAAAUUGUUCUUUGUUACUGAACGAUCUUCUUUGUUUGGAUUAACACGCAUUGGAAUCGUAGAGCAGCAAAAAUAAACUCGCUGCGUAUCUUUAGCAGUGCUGCUUUCGAUACGAUGCUGCGACGGAGCUGAUAUGCGUCCUGUAUGCUUUGCUGCAUUGACUAGAAUGGCAACUUAUUUGCUGUGUGACACACUCCAAAUACGCAUCCUGUAUGUUUUAGCCUUAAGACAGGAGGACCUCUUCUCUAUGUAGAUAUAGAGCACUCAAACGCUUUCAAACGUUGUCUCUAAAUUAUGCACACCGACCCUUUAAUUUCCAGAGUCGAGGGCCCACUCCUCUUGGGUUUAUAUCCUUGAGGAUCUCAGAUUAAACUCAGAGGCCUUCAGGUUCACACUGAGGCAGCAAAUUGGAAAUACAGUCUUGAGAAAUUCCCAUAUGUACCUUUAAGGUCAUUACAGUCGUUACAAUGUGAACACCUCCAUUUCCCCUUUACAUUUUGCUGCAGCAAUUUAAAGCAGCUGAAUUAAUGGUUUUUACAGAAGUACAGGCUGCGAUUGGAUCUGCUAACUAAGUUAGAUAAAGUCCGAUUUACUCUCGGUUUCAUUAGACUUCACUUUAACUGGAGCGAAAUUUGUUAAAAAUUAAUCAACUGUAAACCCAAACUGUUAACAGCAGAGCGAAGAGAGAGGGAAGAAGAAGAAGAGGAGGAGGAAAAGCUCGGCGCUCAGCUUCUUUUAUUACCUUCCUCCUCUCCUCUAUUGAUCAACACAAGCCUCUGAUUUAUAGCUCGCCGCUGCAAAGCCUGCUGGGUAAUUACUAAGGCUGAAAAGAGACGGGAGGGAAGAGUUAACGUGGGGGGAUGGGGGCUGGCACUCACGUAGACACACACACACACACACACACACACACAGGUUUGCGCAUGCUGUCUUUAAAAAUAGACACACAAAUUUACAGACUUGCUGUUCACACAUUCCAACACACACACACACAAGUUUGCCACACACAAACACGUGCGCGCACACACCGCCACAGUGAGGAAUGUGCUGCGCGUCUCUGCAGAGAGGAUCCUCUAAUGUUCAACAUAUAUCAUAUCAGGGUAUGUAAAUCAAUAAGGUGAUAUAGCGGCCCGCUCAGGCUGAACGACUGCAGACCGAGGAGGCCGCAUUUAUCCUCCGAGUUUGAUCAAAUGCACCAGAGCAGCUUCAUAAUUCCAAUAAUCAGAUUAAAGCGAGGUUAUUUGGGUUGUUUGCGUUCAGUUUGAGGAGUUUGGUGAAUCCGCAGCAGUCAGAGGAGAGCUGAGCUUGUGCCUGAAUCACACGCAGCAUGUUUGUGAAAUCCCCAUACACAGAGCGAUGCUUGCACAGGCUGCAUCAUUGUGUGUUUGAGUCAAUUUGAGCUUGUGUGCGUGUGUGUGUGUGUUUGUGUGUGUGUGUGUGUUCUGCUUGUUUAUCCUGGUCUGCUGUUGUGACCUUCCCUCUAUGCAGUAACUCACCUGACGUCAGAGCAGCUCUGUGUUUUUUUUUGUUUGGAUUCGUUUCCUCGUGCUGCCCGCUGAGUGACACCCUCCCUCUCCUGUGUCCUCCAGUGAACAGCCUGGCCCGGUCCAAGUACUGCUGACGCCCAAUCAGGAGGAGGAAGAGGACCAGGCGACGCCCAACCAGGACGCUGCUCUGGGCCAGGACCCGCCCCCUCCACCCUAUCGGCCCCCGCUCACCCUCAGCAUCCCUCACCCGUGCGCCCCUUCCAGCCGCGGGGAGGAGAAGAAGAAGGAGGAGGGGGAGGAGGGUGGGUGCGUGGGAAAGAGAGGGGAGGAAGGUGAGGACGGGAGGGAGGGGACGGGGGUGAGGCUGUGCGAGCUGCUGCAGGCAGGAGGGGUGAGUGUCAGACCCCUGGGGAAGCACUUAGCCAUCUCUCUGCCCUCGCUUCCUCUGCGUCUCUGGGAUACACACACCACACACGUCGCACACUACACACACCUUGAACCCACACACACACACCCUCCCCUUCCCCCCUCACCUCCUCCCCCAUCUUCCCCUCUCGAAGCCUCUGGGCAAAGGAAACCUCUUACACCUCUCUGGCAGCCCCCCCAGCCCCAUUCCCCUACGGGCACCCCGCAGCAUUGGCCGCUGCACGGAGCCGCCGCCGCCGCCGAAAGCGGGACGCGUCAUUGGUCCUCCUGGAGUUUGGACCGCCCUGACGCCGUGGUGACGCCAUACGACACCCCUCCAGAUCGGUGCGUUCCCAUCAGGCCACAGACCUCCACCAAGCUCUACAGCUUCAGUUGCCAGUCCUCUCCAGGGCACUACAGCUCCCAGCAUGCCCCAGGGCAACACAGAGAUCCCUGCUGUGACCGAGAAGAGGCCGAGUUGUCGGAGCUUGACUCCCUUUACCAGGCCAGCCUGCAGGCAGGAAGGACAGGUACACAAACACACACACACACAAACACACACACAGAAGCAUAGUGUCAGUUAAGUCAAAUUAACAUGAUUUUAAUUAAUCCAUUAUCACAGAAUGUCCGUAUUGUGAUAUUAUUGUCAUUUUGGAGGAUAUGAGGAUAUUAAUAUAUCACAUUAUUGAUCAUAUCAGUGUUUUAAAGCAUAUUGUAUCACAUUGUGUCAUAUUGUAUUGUUUUGAAUAGUAUUUUGUCUCAUAUGAAGUCAUCAUUGUGAUGUAGUGUGUCUUGUUUCAUCUCAUGUUAUAUAGCCUUACACUGUAUUGUCAUAUUGUAAUGUGUUGUGACUUCUCUUGUUGCAUCUUGUGGUAUUGGACCACAUUAUAUUAUUUAAUAUGGCAUUUAGCCCUAUUUUAUCACAUUAUGAUGUACCGUAUCGUAUGAAAAUGUGUUGCAUCAUGUCCUGUUGUAUCGUAUCGUCUCAUAUCAUAGCAUAUCGUAAUGUAUUGUAUUGUAUCAAGUCAUAUCGUAUUGUAUCAUAUUGUAUUGUAUUGUAUCGUAUCGUAUCGUAUUGUGUCAUCAUGUAUGAUACAAUAUCGUAUCAUAUCGCAUCAUAUAUCAUAUCGUAUAGUAUUGUAUUAUUAUGUAUCAUAUCAAAUAGUAUCAUAUUGUAUCAUAAUGUAUUGUAUCGUAUCAUAUUAUAUCGUUCUGUAUUGUAAUCCAUUAUAUCGAAUCGAAUCGUGUUGUAUCAUAAUAUAUGAUACAAUAUCAUAUCAUAUCGUAAUGUAUCAUAAUGUAUCAUAUCAAAUCGUAUAGUAUAGUAUCAUAAUGUAUUGAAUCUUAUUGUAUCAUAUCAUAUCAUAUCGUAUUGUACUGUAAUGUAUCAUAUCGUAUCAUAUCGUAUCAUAUUUUAUCGUACACAAAAAGAGAUGCUUUCAAGACGCCGCCAUAAAGAGGCAGUUUGAUGGAAAAUGGAAAAAAAAAAAGUUUGUCAGCUAAAAUUCAAAUCCAAAUUUAAGUUAAUGGACAGGGCUUGAAAUGUAUUGCGUCACACUAUAAGUUGUAUUUAAACCUAAUUUAAAGCCAUACCAACUGAACGUUAUUCGUAGAAAGUUUUAAUUUUUUCUUGAUAUAUUCUUGCCAAGCAUGUGUUAAGAUUCCUCUUAAAUGAACAGAUAUUAUGAUUCAGAGUCAGAGACCCCUGUUUGACCUCCAGCUCGGCCUGUGUUUGUUUUCAGGCUGCAGCCCUUCAGAGAGGCUCAUAUCCAGGGUGGGAGGGCAAGCUCGCUCCAAGACCCCCAACGCAGACAUGGAGAGGAGUGUGUACGGGGCCGACUGCACCAGCACCCCCACCUACCUCAACAAGGUAGCACCUGCACAGACCUCCCUCACAUUUCCUCAGUCUGUCGGACGAGUCCAUCUCCCGGCUUCUGACAGACAUUUUGUCCCUCUGCAGACAAUGAUGUUGCGGGAUCUGCGUUUGGGGGCGGAGCCUGAAGAUGGGGAGAACCUGAGGCAGAUUGGACGCAGCCUGAGCGGCACAGUAGUGACCCCGCGCCGCAGCCGUCUGACUGCAACCCGAAGCUUUGUAAGUGUAACUCUCAGUGCUCUGCUGCCCCCCUGUGGCUGUGCCGUUAAACUGCACCUGGCUGAUGUCCUGCCUUGGCACUUGACACAUUGCUUUUCCCUGUGCUCUUUACCCCGCUGUUUGUCUCGUUUUCUUCCUUUUGUCCUGCUUCUCAAUCUCCAACCUGUCCCCCUCUUUCUCACUCUCUCUCACUCUCUCUCUCCCCUCUCUCUCUCACUCCCUCUCUCUCUCUAAGGUUAAGCAGGCUGAUGUCAGUGCCUCGCCUUGCUUGCUUCCUCUCUUCUGAGUCCCUGUUGCUAUUCCACCACUAUCAUCUCCUCCAUCCUCUUCAUCACCAACACCUUGCCAUCACCACCUCCCUCUACCGCUUUACAGGUAAACACUGGUCUGAGCUCGCAUGAUUUUUACACCUGUAGCGUUUCAAUCAAAGAACUAUUCGCCCGCUUAGCACUGGGAGGAGUGUCGCGGUCUCGUUUGCAAAGUUGAUCUUUAUUUAUUAUAAUUUUGGGGGAAACAUUUCAUUUUUUGGCAAAGUUGACUCAUCUGGCAUUAAAAUAGGCUAAGCCCCUAUUUGCACUGCUCUAUAUCCCGAGGAAGUGCACUGAUUUGUGUUUACUGUGGAGAGCCAAAAGUUGUUUUUCAUCCCUCUGAAAAUCUGUCAUGUGUCAAAUUUAGUUGAAACUUCCGGCAGAAAAUCAGCAGCAUUUUGUAAAAACUCAAAACCAGCUUAUUAGUAGAUGAAUGUGUUUAAAAUACACGUUUAACACUCUCAGAAAGAUCAAAUGCAGUGUACGGUUACCUCAAAUCUGUCGUAUUUACAUAAAGGAAGAAAAAAACCCAAAACAUUCAUCUGGUUAAGCUCAUUUAACAGGAACAAAGCCGAUUAUUUCCACUUUUUCCUGUGCCAGAAUGACAGAGCUGUUGCAGAUCUGUGUGGCGUGUUAAAAACCACUCUGCGAAAGAUAACCAAUCAGAGGUGUUUUUACCAGAUGUUGUUGUAUAUGUCAUUUUUCAGGUAGCGAAGGCGUUUACGUACGUUUUAUCUAUCAUGACGACGUAGAACCUUUGUCCCUAACUUUAACUGUGUUCCUGCUGACAUGAGUAAAAUCCUGAAGUUUCAUUUAAUGUCAUCUGUCUUCAGUGCUUAUCUUCAAACUUUUUAAUCUGUGGAUAAUUCACUGAAACAAGGCGAAACAUGAAACUGAAACUCUGCAUUUGUAGUCCGAGCCACUGUCCCGACUGAAAGCUGGAAAUCACAUUUAUGAGGCUGCCUGAGGUGUUGGCACCGUAGUAACAAGCAAAACCAGGAAAAAAAAUGAUUUUACAAAUACAAAACAGAAGAAAACAAAUCAGCAAGGAGACUCUGACCCUAAAAUCUGAUUUAUUUUCACUCUGUUUGGGUUGUGAGGGGAAUCCAAAUGAAACAAGCAGCAGGACGGAUCAAUGAUACAUUAGAAAUGUUUACAGUGGUCUCGCUUCGAUAAGGGAUUAUUCUUAUGAUCAAGUUUUAAGAGUAUCUUAGACUUUUUAUUGAGCAUGGAUCGUCCAUGAGUCCUAAAGCUUGAGUCUGAGUCGAGUCUCUAAGUCUGAAGUUUGUGUGCGAGUCCAAAUCUCUGAAGUAUAGUCAUUUAGGUGAAUUAGAAUCUCGACAGGCUGAGUACAACCCCGAAGUUACAGAUCAACUCCAGUUUGCAUAACCACCUGCUCACCACAGCUAUCAGCUAAAGACUUGUAAAACUGAUGAUGAACUGCAAUAAAAAACAAAGUUAUCAGGUGAAAAUGAUACAAAGUGUUUGACAACUUAUCACACGGUUUAUUGACCCAGUUGGAAAAUAAAUAAGGGUCCUAGUCCAGAACCUUGGGGUACACCCUUAGAGACCUGCAGGAAAGAGGAGGUACAUUCGGUCAGACAGGAAGGCAAAUAAUCAGAUGUUGCUUGUUUUGAUUUGCCAACAUAGUGAAGGACAUAAGUUUAGUGAGCAUCCUGAGGCUGGCUUCCCACAAUGCAAAGUGCAAACCAGUAUGCAUGGCGUUUGUUUACUCACGCAUGGUAUCGUGUGGACAGUCCUGUGGCUUUGUGUGCUUUGGCUCGCCUUAAGAUAUUUCAGUGAGAAAACAGACAGUAUCAAACCGUCUCUGGAGUCACCUUUGCUGUUGAGAAUUAAUCACUGUUGUUGUGGGGGUUUUGACCAAUCAGGAGCGAGUAUUUAACACAAUUGAAAGAGAUGAGAUCAGAGUCACCAAAAAUGACAGUUUUAUCAUUAAACACAUAUAAAGAAGAAAGAAUACAUACUGCUGCUGAUUCUUGGAAGUGGGACGUUACAGCUUAUCACAUAUUAUGCAAAUUUAAUUGAAUUAUUUAAAUGGAGCAAGUCUGUCCUGGAAUAGUUCUUUGGUGUUGCAGUCGUUCGCAGAACUUUGCAUUGAAUUCUUUGCAAAAUUCUGCGAUAGCGCUGAUACGUUAACAGGGAAAUGUUCUUAAUAGAUAUGAGAGAAAUGUAGGAUUUGAAAUGACUCAUUUUACUGAGAUAAAAAAGUCUCACAAUUAUGUCUCAGCAAACGUUUGGAAAAAGUUGAACAGAAAACAGAAUCUUGCGUCUGUGCUGUUUGAGGUGCACCGCCUGAUCCCUCCUCUCCCCUCUCAUCCAGGAGCUGUCAGGUGGAGCAGGGAGUUUCUGGCUAUGUCUGACGGGGGUCAAGCUCUCUUCUGACCAGAGUCCCGCUCUGCUUCACUAACGUCACCCUGUCCACCUUCGAGGCGGGGCAGCGGCGCCGGGGUCCUCGUCAGCCUGGCUUUGACAGAACCUGGAAUCGGCUCAGGAGGAUGAAACUCACCUCUCAUCCUGCUCCUCCUCCUCCUCCUCAAACGACAUGCACACGCACACACACACAUGCACGCACACAUCUGCACUGACGUAGAGCCUCCCUCAGCGCCUGCAGCACCUUGCUUAGCCCCUCCUUGCCUUCCUCCCUUCCUUCCUUCCCUCCCCUCCUCUCCUUUUAACCUACUAUUCUGUCUAUGCAGUCACUCUGACCCCCAACUACAACCUCAACCCUUCCCCACUUCUCCCUGGGACUGUUUCUUGCCCCCCCACUGAGGUUUUUCCGAGGGUUUUCCUGCUCCGUUGGGUCUGAAGCGGACCUGGACACUCUGCAGACUCCUCCAGCAGGACCCUCAGCUCAUGGGGAGGCUCUUAACUAAGUAGCCACGCCUCUUCCUCUUUCUUCACGGGCAUUUCCUGAUGGACGCACACGUAGCCGAACUGGGUCUAUUUCCGAUGGACAGCCAUAUUUUUUCUCUUCUUGUUUUUCGGGGUUUGUUUGUUUUCUUCUUCCUGUGUGCGCGCACAGUAAAACCCGCCCAAGAACUCCGAACUCUCUAAUAACUAAAAGUCAUGUACAGAAAAACUCAUGUAUGAAACCUGUAUGUUAAUUAAUAAGACCUUAUGGAAUGUUGAUAAUGAUAAUUAACGAAAAUAUUGAUAAACUUUAAAGUGGUACUUCCUCAUGUCUGCAUUUCAAAUAGAAGUGGAGUGCACUUCACAAGUGUCUAGCUGGAGUUUCCGCCCCCCCUUAACCGCUCGCCGACCUAAUGACAGCUCUCCCGUUUCUACCGGGAGAUUAAACAAGAAAAGCGCUUCUUCUUCUUCUUCUUCUUUUCUUUUUCUCCUUUUUUCUUGCUCCCUUUGAUUCGCGCUUGCUUACUUUUCUUCCCAAACACGACACGGUAGCACCAGAAAGUAGGCCAACGGGAGGUGGAAGAGUCUUGAAGGAGUAAGUAGGUUAGGGAACCGCUCCCUUUUUAACGGAGGGGAACGAAUCAAGUGCGCUUUGCAAGGUUACUGGAAAGAAGUGCACUUUUCGAAGGCUUUCAGACUGAAACGCAGCCGAUGGAGAGUCGAUGAUUGUGUUUAACUUUAAGGCCUCAGGUGAACUUUAGUGGCACUUUUGAAUUCACGCUUUUUUGUUUUUUUUUUCUUUUCAGUCCUCUCACACUGAAACCAGUUUGGAGACCUCAGUUGUGAAAAGAAAAAAAUCUCAUCUUCAGCCUGAGACAUUGACAUGUCCAGUAUGAAUAUGCUUUAUAUGAUGUGUAUGUAUUAAAGGUAUAUUUUCAGACAGGGAGCUAUCUUCUUCAGAGAUGUCAACCAUUCUUGAGUUCUUCUACCUUUAUGAACAAUGUAACACACUCCCCCCUUUACUGAGGAGCGUUUUGACAUGUGUAGAGUAUUGUUAUUAUGAUUAUUAUUAUUAUAUGCUUUAUUCGAUGAAAUAUGGUAUAAAUUAACAAAACUGGCCAAUUUAAAGUUCUCCAAGAAUUUACUGAUGUUGAUUGAACGUUGUAACUAAACCAAAGGUUGGCACUUAACUCAGAGAGCGUAUUUAACAUUGCUGUUUUUACUUUCACUUACGUUCAGAUUUUCUUGAUUUUUAGUUUGUAUGUUUGUUCGUUCGUUUAUUCGGAUGUGGGAGAAUGUAGCCAAUUGUAGCGCAUGAGUCCGCUAUGCAAAUCAACCUUCCCUCACGAUUUCCUGUAUCAGAGACAGUGCAGGAGGCAGACACAGCCACCCCUCGGGCGCUCUCAUGGACUCUGGCGGAGACCCCGGAGAGGAGGAGGAGGAGAUCUCAUGUUUUAAUGCUGCUGGUGAACUUUGUUGUUCUGCAUCUACUACUAUGUUUUAACCAAUGGAAUGCAAAAAGAGAGCAACGAGGCAGGAGAACGAGGGAGAAAGAGAGCGAAUGAAUGUAAUAAAAGGGUGAAAGUGUGUGUCUGUGAAUUGGUGCGACGGCGGAGGAGACAGGGAGAGGUGAAGAGUCGCUAAAGAGGGUUUAUUGUUCGUGGGUGUGUGUAGACUGCGUGUCAGUUCUGGGGUGGUGUUGCUCGGGGAAAGAGGGAACCUGUAUUUUUGCAAUAAAGUUAUUACCAAUGCACUCCCACAGGGGGCGUAACCACCGUACAAA
Molecule: messenger RNA, 59699 nt
Organism: Xyrichtys novacula (pearly razorfish)
Lineage: Eukaryota; Metazoa; Chordata; Actinopteri; Labriformes; Labridae
Source: the annotation of a GenBank genome assembly